Spirometra erinaceieuropaei is the source of this 46968-nucleotide messenger RNA. NCBI's taxonomy places the organism in Eukaryota, Metazoa, Platyhelminthes, Cestoda, Diphyllobothriidea, Diphyllobothriidae. The record is from the annotation of a GenBank genome assembly.
AUGGCCAUUCCAGUCUCCCUUGUCUUUGUCGGUAAUGCUAUUCUGCCUAUAUAUAUCAUGCGCCGCUGUGCGGCUGCUGGUUGGGCUCGAGAGAGAGCCCUUAAGGCACAACGGAACGAGUGAGUUCCGUAUGAACGAUCGGUGAGCGCCCCCUAACAUUGUAUAUUCCCGAUCGAAAACCGACAGGGCAACGGGCUCGUGGCCCGGUGAGUAGAGGCGUUGACUUCUAAACCAACAGGUCGCGAGUUCGAGGCUCGGGUGUUCCACACUUCGGGCUUGGGUGUGGCUGGCUGACGACGGCUAAUAAGCCGGAAAUGGCCAUUCCAGUCUCCCUUGUCUUUGUCGGUAAUAUCAUUCAGUUCUAAGAUUAUCCUUUCAUCUUCCUGCCUCACUUAGUCCGGACUUCUUCCUCUCCGGCUUUUUUUUCAUCCUAGGCGCUUUGAAGAGGCCCUCCGCUCAUGUCCACGGUCGCGACUGCUACGCCUCUACACCAGGUAAACCUUUUGAUGCCUUGCCGCAUGAAUUGUCACUGUAGAUACCGGCGCAAUGACGCCUAUCGUACUCCAGACUGUUCUUUGCCCAUUUUUGCCAUGCAUGUCACAGUUCAGAUCUUUUGUGCUCAUCCCACUCGUGUGUCCAUUUGCCGUCGACUGUGGUAAUCCGUUUGGGCGAACCAAUAAGUUCCGUCCGCGUGUCCCCAAGACGGACCAUGCUGGACCACCACAGGCGCCAGAUCCCAAUCCGCAGAUGGAAUGCACACACACACACACACACCCACAACAAACGCCACAACAUUGUGCGCUAUGUGGGGGCAGGCCCAGUUGCCAGCUGUGGUAUGAAAUCCUGGCCAGCGUACAUCGUGGACCAGGAGGUGUGUUCGUACACCUAGGCGCGGCUUCAGGCCGCGCCGGCCACCUGCGCCCUCUCUCGCCUCCGGUCUUCUUGACUCAUGACACCGGGCUCAAGCGGGAGGGGGGAGAAUGCGGUAGAUGCAGCGCAAGUCCACUGUCACACACACCCACAACAAACGCCAACAUUGUGCUCUAUGUGGGGGGCAGGCCCAGUAGCCAGCUGUGGUACAGUAGGUGGGCCAACUCAUGAAAUGUCAAUCGAAAUUCCCAAAUGCCUUUUCGCUUCGAAAAGAUUAAUUAAGUAGGGUUGUAAAACUAAUCAGCCCGCAGCAUAAUUCUCUAAUAUUUCAGUUACCUCAGGACGCCGGCUUUCGAAUGCACUUAUUUCCAACUGCAUGCAGGAACUAUACUCUGCAAAAAUGGUUGCUUAAUUAGCAUGCAAUUUUCUCAUUGGUUUUUCGAUUCCCUUAGAAGUUCAAUUAUAUUUGACGAAAAAAUGCAUAAGAUAUUCAUUCUUUUACUUAUUCGGUAGACAAUCACGUCUUCUUUCUAUGUUAUACUCGAAAGAAGAGUAUAAUUCGGUUUUAAAUUUUUUUUCUAAUUCCCGAAUAAUUUUGAACCCGACCUGCCGUUACAAUUGCAUUCAGGGUUUCAAAACCACAAGCCGUUUAUUUUCCGUGUACGGAAACCUAUACACUUCUCUACGUAUUAAGAGGUGACCAUAUGGGGUUCAUAAAAUUUAGCAGUGGAUUUGAGCGAUAUUGUCUACUUUACAAGCCACAGAUACAUGACGUUUUAUGAACGGCCAUUUCAAGGUAUUAAAAAAUCUCACAAUUUUUUUCCAUUGACAUUUUAUGACCACGACACGCUAACCACGCCAUAGCACGCCUCGUCAUGCGAGUGGCGUGCGAACGAUGAUUGGCGUGGGAACGAUGGAUGUUAAUUGUCCCCGGAUCACUUAUAAGUCAUGUAAUUCGCAUAACUUAAACUUAUUUGUAACUGUUUUGGCCUGAUGCUGAAAACACGUGUUCGCCAAUUUGACUUUUCAAUUGUAACUUGGGAAUAUUCGCUGAACUUAGACAUUUUAUGAGUUAGCCCGCCUAUUGUAUGAAAUCCUGGCCAGCGUACAUCGUGGACCAGGAGCUGUGUGGUCAUACGCCUAGGCGCGGUUUCAGGCCGCGCCAGCCAUCUGCGCCCUCUCUCGCCUCCGGUCUUCUUGACUCAUGACACCGGGCCCAAGCGGGGGGGAGAGAGUGCGGUAGAUGCAGCGCAAGUCCACUAGCACUAUAGAUGAAUUCAUGCGCAUCCCAUCCCGCUGCGGCGGCGACAGUCAAACUGUCGAGUGGCUACUGAUACACAAUCAGCUUACGCCUAGAGUUGAGACCUGGCCUUGCUCGUUCUGAACUGCGGCAAAAUUUCCACGGGUGAGUUAGCCCAAGUGUGAGUAACGCGAGGACCUCAGUCGUCUUGUCGUAGCUCAGGUGGUUAGGCCGCUAGCUGUUCUUGAGUCUUUCCUUUGAGGCCGUGGGUUCGAAUGCCACCGAGGCCGCCAAGUUUUAUGGGAGGAAUUAUUAAAAUCUGCCAAAACAUCUAACAAUUAAGUGGGCCUGUUAGGCAUCUGGUGGAUUGUAGAUUGUAUGUUAUUACUGACAAAGACAGGGGAGACUGGGAUGGCCAUUUCUGGCUUAUUAGCCGUCGUCAGCAAGUCAUACCCAACUCCGAAGUGUGAAACACCUUGGGCUCGAUCCCGCGACCUGUUAGUCAGAAGUCUACGCCUCUAACCACUGGGCCACGAGCCCGUUGCUUUGUCGGUUUCGAUUGGGAAUGUACAAUGGUAGGGGGCGUUCACCGAUCGUUCUUACGGACUUCACUCGUUUCGUUGCGCCUUACAAGUUCUCUCUCUCUCUCGAUUGAUUGCUCUGGAAUUCCUGCUUGGGCAGUCAGCUUGCUGGGUGGGGCUCGGAAGCGCUGUCCUGCUUAACCAGCAAAUUACCACUUUCGUACUAUUACCGAUUUCAGUAGGUAGUCAGCACUUAUCACUUUCGUAAUAUUAUUGACUUCGGCAGACGUAGUACAACUUGAGGAUACUUUAAGUUUAAAGUGCUUCGCGGAUUACUGCGAUUGUGAUUUACAAUUGCGUUAGUGUUCGGGUUUUGCGGUUAGGAUUUAAGGUUUAGUGUUAGUGUUUUCGGCUAGGGAGUCAUUCGGCCCCACUUCCUAAAACUCCCAGCUACGUCUUGUGCCUGAUUGGCCACAUUCUUGAGUGGUUUAGUUUCAAUGACCUUGACACACCGAUCACCAUUCUUGUUCGUGAAAUUGGUUUUACUCUUUACCUGUGAUGGAUUUUUGUACUGCGCGGCGCUUACGCGGAAACUUAAUACCCACUAAAACAAACUAGUAUAUUUACCUAUAAUACCCGCGUUUUUGCUUAGUUUUCGCAUCUUCCUCACUGUUUUCCCGCAGCCCGACAUGUAAAGCCACCAUUUCCUAGCAGGACCGCGUUUCUGUCGCCUGCCGCACCAGAAUUGGUGGAUUCCACACGUUCCAGUAUACUGGGCGGGUAAACUGACCCAAAUGUGAUUAAGACUCACGACUGCCGCCCGGCCCUCGUAACUAAGGUAGUUAGAGCGUUUGCUGUACUCAAGCAUUGGGUUCACAUCCCACUGAGGUCGCCGAUUUUUUUCAAAAUUGUAUCAGUAUCGUCUUCGUAGUAAGGUAUUAACUUGGAGAAAGCUUGCUUUUAUCCCACAAGGCACUCAACAUACGCGUUAACUGCUCAAUAUCUGGUUUCGGCAUGCAGGCUUUACGCCACGUCGGUCGCUGUGCCCAACGUCUCUCGCUGCAACUCCGAUCCAGAGCUCAAAUUCCUCACCAAACGCGUUUUUAAACGCUCCCGACUUGCCGAUAGUCUUAGCUUGAGAUUCAUGCUAGCACAACCCUUUCCCACUCAUGCACUGUUCGGGACUCGAUCACUCUUUGAAGUUUGGUUCAUGUUGAGUUGCGGCUCACGCAUUGACGUGUUGUCAUCCUCGUCGGCCGCUACGCGCACACUCAUUCCCGGUCGUCAUGUCCCAUUUUUAUCAUUUAACUAUAGUGGGUAUGUGGGCAGAGUGAGUUAGGCGCUUCGCAAGUCGAUCCAUUAGAAAAGAAAUGCAGACAUUGAUCUCCCCCGGGGCGGAGGGGCUUCUCUUCCUUUGCGAUGUACGAACUUAUACUGCAUGCUCCUCUUCUCUCACACUUCCUACCUAGAGUGAUGUUUUCAUCGGAUCACUUAUUUUCCGUAGCUCGUCUAAAAUGAUCGACGGCCAGCUGAUCUUCUUCCCAUCAUCUUGCCUGGCAUUUGUUUUGAAUUCCCCAAGGCAGGCAAAAAACGUAUAUCCCCCUAGUGAGAGCGGAUAUUUCCCACGCACGUAGUGACGCAAACAGAGUCGUCCUUGUCGCCAACUGUCUGCCAAAAGCCCCAUUUCUCCGCCAUACUGGCCUUUUUCCUCGGUGGUCGACAUUUUUUUUCCUUAUCAUCAGUAAGACUCGCGGGUUCUGCGUUCCGUGUGUGCGCGCUCACUGUUCCUUCCUGAUUGGAGGACUACACUGACGUGGCCUUGUGGCAUCUCCUCUUAUCGCAAGGACACAUCCGAGCGCGUAAAGAAGUCGGUUUUUUGCGCCCCACCUGAGCGACUGGCGACAGUCAUGUCUUGCCCGAAUGCCUGUUCAGACCUUUUUUGUCUAAUCUCAUCUCGUCAUUAAGGCCCAUAUGGCUGUCGGAAGGGAACGUUGGGUUGAUGUUGUGCCUCAACUGGUUUCAUGCGGAGUUGAGUACUACUUAUCUACUAAGUAGUGCUCCUCGCCGCACUUCUCAGGUCCUCGGAACGUCCAGGUGCAGCCUAAACUGGUGUAGUCUACCGCCAAAUAUUCCCGAUCUGAUCUGCCAAGCAGAGUUUGAAAUUUGUAUUUUCUCCGGGGGGUCUGUCAGUUUUGUUUCAUCCUCAGGAUGACGCACCGAAGCAGCAGCACAACCCAGGCCCGGUCGCCUGUUUGUUGAUUAAAAGAUACAGUAGAUUUUUCAACGCAUGCGAAACGUUGCUAAUUAACCGCAGGCCGACAUAAACGAAUGGGCCGAAAGCCCGGAUUAAUAACGUACUAAGCGGAUUUAGACAAUAGAAGAAAUAGCGAAAGUAACAUUACGUUGUCUAGAAUUAACAGUUUUUUAAAUAGUUCACUUUGACCGAGCUGCGAAAAACUCGGUACCUCGGUGGGGUUCGAACCCACGACAACAAGGGGAGGCAUUAUUACAGGCAACGUUCUAACCAUUCAAGCUACGAGGCCCUGCCGGACGUCACGGGUUUAAUCACAUUUGGGUCAAGUUACCCGCCCAACCUACUGCGCCGUCUGGAAUCCACCAAAUCUGAUACAGUAAGCUGACUGUCCAAACAGGAAAUUUGUGAAACAGCAAAAAAAACUUGAAGAAACUUAAGUUUAGAGGUGAGCAGAUAGGAUGUCAUUACCGACAAAGACAUGGGAGACUGGAAUGGCCAUUUCUGGCCUAUUAGCCGUCGUCAGACAGUCAUACCCAACCCCGAAGUGUGAAAAACCUGGGGCUCGAUCCCGCGACAUGGUAGUUAGAAGUCAACGUCUUUAACCACUGAGCCACGGGCUCGGGAAUGUGCAGUGGUAGCAGAAUGUACACCACUUCGGCAUUGAGUAUGACUGGCUGACGACGGCAAAUAGGCAAAAAAUUGCCAUUCCAGUCUUCCUUGUCUUUGUCGGUAAUAACAUUUUGCCUAUAUCAUACGUCGCUGUGCGGCUUCUGGUUGGGCUCGCGUGAGAGAGAGAGAGUCCGUAAGGCACAAUGGGCGAGUGGUUUUCGUAAAAAACGACCGUGCAAAAACCGAGUAACUAAAACAAUACGAGUAGAAUAACUUUAGAAAGUAGACUUUUACCGAAAGUUAUACUCACAUAUAUUUCGGAAAUUAAUGUAAUGUCAAUUAUGGUGGUUGGCCAACCGCCUACAGUUUGAUCAUAGAUUCUAUCUCGGUUUCACGCGGAUGAGUUAUGUUUUUUUCGGUUUGUGCAUUGCUAGAGAAGCGAUUGAAGAAGGCCAACAGGAAUUCGCCUGAUUUCGCCGAUAAGGAUGUCACAGUAAUAAAAGUUCACAUAAGGUCACAGGUUGGAUAAGUCGGCCAAUGACUAACAAAUUUCAACAGGUGCAAUCGGAAAAAUAUCAUUUAAUGUAUAUUAUGUGAACAUUUUUUUCGUGAAAGUCAUUUAAAGUUUUUUAUUUUCUUGAGUACGUUGAGCUCCAGAUCGGCGAAUAUUUUAGAAUUUUCAGUUUUUUCAAUGGAUCCCCUAUAAAGGCUUUGUGUUUUUUAAAGCCUUCAAGGUAGGAUAUUUAUUUACCUAGGUAGUGAGUGUUUGGACAUUCCUUCUGCCGCCGGUAGCUGUUUGGGUCAUAUUUGUAAGUUCGCCUAAACAUGAAACCUCAUCGCCGAGAGAAAUGGACGUCCAUAACAGAAGUCGGCGAUGAAUGUGCCUUGGAUUAAUUUUUUUAAAAAAACGUUAUAUAAUGGUAAAGGUAGUCUGCUGAGGGUGUCUGCGCAUUUUACCUUUUCUCAAAGAUAUUCGAGGCAAAAUUUGAAACAUUUGGUCGGCUUUUUCACUUCCCUGAAAAUUAGUGAUGAUUUUCCUGUUGUAAACGAAACAACGCACUUUUUUCUUUAUACUGGAGCCGUUUUCGCCAUACUUUUUUGUUUUUAGGCUCUAUUCUACGAUUGUUAAUACACAACAGUAUGGCCCUGUAAAUACCGUGAUAUUUGUAAGACAGCUAAUCCUCCGCCUGUUCCGCUUCUAAAUUACACAUUAGUGGAAGCUAGCACAUGCAAUAACCAUCUUGACGUGUGCCUAAAAAUUAACAUAGCCAGUUGGCGGAGGACCCUUCCGCUGUAAGUUAUUGAGGAUUCGCAAAGGGCAAGUAAAUGUCAGAGCGUGUAAACAAAUGCCUGCCCGUAAGUUUUAUCACUCCGUCCUGUGGCAUGAAAUAAGACUUGGUCGGAUGUGGUUAUGUAGCCCCAACCGAAGUAAACUAACCCCAGGCACCUGUACUUUGAGUGGUUGAGAAAUAGUUUCCCUAACCUCAACCCUAACUCUAACCCUUACCCCAACCCCAACAGUAUUGUGUCCCUCAGGUGGGGCUACGUAAUUGCAUCUAACCUCACAUUUUAAAAUCGGUAAAACGUCUGGUCUUCUAAAGAAUAGCCUUGUCACACCUCGUCCCAUCUGACUUACGUGCUGAAAAGGAUCAAUUAUCAAGUGCGAUAAGUCCUGUUUGGUAAAGCCCUCAAGUCUAGAUUACUCUCUUCUCGUCGAAAAACACCGCAUGAACGCGCAAACUUAGUAUGGGACAGCUGUUUGCAUAGGUAGCUGCCCGAAUACAAGGUAGCCUAGAUUUCUUCUUUAAUUUUUAACAAGCGAACCUGGGAGCAUAAGCAGCACCAUUUUCGCGCAUGUUGCUAAAUCCGGACAUCGUUUGAAGCCCAGGAAGCUUUUCCCGUGAUUUAUAAUGUCUCCUCGAGCUAGCCUAAACUACUGGGUCAUCACCUGCUGACAACAGCAGAAGCGGGUGCGACUAGGUUGCGAAAACCAAUCUUGUGCCCACAGAAGAACCACGUUCAGGCUCCGCACCUACAGUGGUCAAAGGUCGACUAAUGCCUCUACUCUCCGUACCCCUUUCCUCUCAUAUCGCUCCUGGCAUUGACUGUUAUUGCCCCCCACCAUUCCCCCCCAGCAUUCACACACCCACUUAUGUUUUUAAACGAAAUUUAAUCGAUUUCUCUUAUUACUCCCAUGUGCUUGCCUCUACCCCAUCUCUAUAUAAGUGUGUUAGCUCGAGGAGAAUUUAUCAAAAGCAACCUAUUCUCGCCAAAUCGUCUUCUUAAGAAGCUGUUCACUACAGUGACGCAAGGCAACUUUCUGAUGAAGUCGCUCAAGGUCGUCGCCUUCCUAGGUCUCAGUUGGCCCGAUUACUUCGUUUGUUUUUGUUUUCCUGCUGCGUCCGACGUUUCACCAAAGCAGUCCAAAAACUGUGGAAACCACCUGUGUGCAGGAGAGACUACAGAGACUCUGCGUCUUAGAGCUAGGGCUCUCACGAACGUUUGUCUGUCCGUUGACAAUCCGUGCUUGCGAAGUUUCACCCACAAAGACAAAAAGCCCGUAAACAGAACUUUCUGGCUUCUGCCGUCGUCAGCCAAGACCACGAAGACCUCAGUCUUUUAGCCGGCGUUCCGUUUACCAUUGCUCUCAACGCUUAACGGCUUAAAGUCGCGUAUCUGCACACCAUCCUCUGCCGUCAUGGGCCUUCGUGUCCGUACUAGCUGACUUGCUCACACAGCGUCCUAACGAUCCGCCCACACACCGUGCGCUUGAUAUCGCGCCAACCCCCGACAGGGUUGGAGGUUUACUCAAAUACUCAGAUGAGUCGGAGGUCCAGCCGAAGGACACCACUUGAUUGGUUGGUUUUUAGUCUAAUCUUGGAUAUUCCCCCUGUUGCUUCUUCACCUUAUAUGACAGUCCGACCGUGGAUUCCGAUGAUGUCUAUCGUGCGACCCACGGCAUGUCAAGUGCCGGGACGAUGACUUGUUCAUGAAUCAAAGCAGUAGCAGACUUGCGCUGCAUCUGUCCCACCUUUCCCUCACUAAACUGGACGGAGUUGAGAAGACCAGAAAGGGGGGGGAUCGAACGUGGGUGGCUGGCGCCUUUUGAACCUGCGCCUAGGCGUGCCGCCAUGUGUGGCAUUUUUUGUUGGCUCGCACCGCCAAUAACGCCUGCUCUGUCCCCCCAUGUCGGUCUAGCGUGGCUCGUUGCAAGGGCCUUAUAUUCGCUGUAGAGUACAGCGGUAAAUCACUUUUAUUUCGUCCAUGUCGCUCAGUUCUUGUUUGGAGAUUCGAUCGAGAAGGGUUUUUGUGGAUGGGUGAUCAGCUAGGCGCGCGACCAGUGCAUAGCAAUUCAAACUUACAAAGUCGUGUCUCAUGGUGCUCGCCAAAGAAUGCCUUUUACUGGCGUCCCACGACCGAAUUUACUCCUAACCCAAUGCCUCAUGAAAUAUUACCCAAGACUCUGGAGUGUGUUCUUAAGCAGAGUCUGCCACUUAAGUGUGGUUGUAAGACUAAUUAUCGUGCAGCAUAAUCAUUAAAAUAUUUAAGCCAACUCGGGAUGCCGGCUUUUGUGCCUGCUUUGGAAGUAAAUUUUGUCUUCUUCGGAUUUUAGGAUUGAGGAAAGGAUACAGUAGGUGGGCUAACUCAUGCAAUUUCAACCGAAAUUCCGAAAUGCGUUUUCGUCUCGGGAAGAUUACUUAAGUAAGGUUGUAAAACUAAUCAUCCUGCAGCAUAAUUCCAUAAUAAAUCAGUUAGCUCGGGAAGCCGGUUUUAGAACGAACUUCUUUCCGGCUGCAUUCAAAAACUGUACUCUGUUAAAAUGGCCACUUAAGUAGCGUGAAUUUUUCUCAUUUAUUUCCGAUGCCCAUGAAAAUUGAAUUAUAUUUCACAGAAAACAUGCAUAACAAUACUCAUUGUUUGCGCGUUCGGUAGAAAAUUACAUCUAUCUUCAGUUUUUCACUCGAAGGAAGGGUAUAAUUCGGUUUUGAAAAAGUUUCUAAUUGUGAGAUUUUUUGAUCCCGUGAAAUGGCCCUUCACAAAACGUCAUGUCUCUGCAUUUACCAACGUGGCUUGUUAAGUUAAUAAUUUGGCCCAAGUUCACCGCUAAGUUUUAUGAACCCCAUAUGGUCUCCUCUUAUUACCGUAGAGAAAUGUAUGGUUUUCCAAAUGCGGAAAAUAUAAGGCUUGUAGUUUGGAUACCCUGAAUGCAAGUGUAACGGCAAGUCGGGAUUCAUAAUUAUUCUGGAAUUGGAAGUUUUUGAAAACUAAAUUAUACCAUCCUUCGAUUAUUAAAUUGGAGAACCUAAUUUUCUACCGAAUGAGCAAAAGAAUGAAUAUUUUUAUGUUUGUUCCCCAAGAAUUAUAAUAGAUUUUUUAAGGCAUCAAAGAUCAAUGACAAAAACGCAUGCUACUUAAGUCGUCAUUUUUUUAGAGAUUAUGGUUUUUGCAUGCAGCUGGAAAUAGUUUCCUCAGCAGCCGGCAUUCUGGGGUAACUGAAUUAUUGUAGAAUUAUGCUGCACGACGACUGAUUUUACAACCCUACUUAAUUAGUCUUUUCGAAAAGGAAACACAUUUCGGAAUUUCGGUUGAAAUUUCAUGAGUUAGCCCACCUACUGUCGUGUAAUCUGUCAAAAUCUACACCGCGUUGUGAUUCUCCUACUGCACCUCAACAAAUUUCCGCCCCUCCUCCUAGUAUCUAAUUUUCCUGUGUUGUCUUGGUUAGUCAGAAAAGCAUGGGCCACUUUCAGCCCUCCUCCUAUGACGAUCUGGAAUAUGAGCGCUUCUUCUCUGACUGCGCUCGAGUUCUUUCUGUGCCGAAUCUGGCCAGAAGGCGCAUACCAAAGACUGUGUUUUAGAAUGUCUCGCUAGCCCUACCCGAGCAGUCAAAUCUACCAAUGAGGUGGCACCUAGAGCAAAUUGGCGCCACCGUUUCAGUGAUAGCCAAACCAGAUGUUGGCGACAUAGGUGAGCGUCGGUAUUCUGCCUGUGAAACACUAUAACAGGUGAAUGGCUUAGCUCCACACAGAAGAACCCUACAGUUCGACCGUCAUGACCGACGAUGUCCACCCUGUGCUACACAGCUAGGUGCAGCGGGCACGGUGACUUGCUCGUGAAUUAGUUUAAAGUGAGAGUGGACUUGCGCAGAGCCUACCGCACUCUAUCCUCCUUCCCCACCUGGACCCCGCGUCAAGACAGGGGGGAGGGCGCAGGUGGAUGCUGCGGUCGAGCCCGCACCUUGGCGUUCCGCUCCACACCUCCCGGUCCACAACAUACACUUGACCAGGAUUUUUCACCAACAACAGUAAUAGCAACAUCCCAACACGGGUCAGAAGGACAACGAGAAUGACUGGGCGGCCAUGCCCACCACCUGUAUACUCAGCGGGAACGCAAGUGCAUCUACCGGCAGGGAACCAGGCGUCAGGGAACUGCCAGCGCAUAUUAGGCUGCUAAGGCCAUGGUUUGCUGCUCAACACCAGCUUUCAGACUUUUUGACGAGACCAAAAGGACAGGGAUGGCUGUAUCUGCCACGUCUCUUAAACAAAGGAACCAGGAUGGCAACCGACAAGAAGUUCCACUGAUUACCUGCUUAACCAACCAAGCGACGUAUCCGGUCAAAGACGCGGAUCCACUGCUCCAGUGGCUGGUUGAAAAGAUGAAACAGAAUGAGGAUGUCUCACCCUCCGACUAGAUCGCUGAAACACUGUCCUACCGCCAUGAACGCUUUGGAUCGCGCACAUCAAGACUGGUUUUACGGCACCAACGUGGGGAAAUAACCAGCCUGCUCUUCGAGAAGAAUUGACUGCACAAAACCUAUUCCAACCGACGAAGCAGCUGCGGAUAAGGAUGAGGGAAAUGCGUCGAUGAGUCGUAGUGCCGAGGAAGUACAAGGAUAUGCAGACCGAAAUGAAAUGACUAGCCCAGUUCAACAUGAAGUAAGACCGUCGUCCGAUUCUUGGAAGCACAGUCCUCUGCUACCGGCGGCAAGUGGCCUGACGCUGUCUUUGUCGGCAAACACUUCUUAAUUUAAAAGUUGAUAGUCUUCCUAAUGGCUGUCUGCGGCAAUUGUAGACUCAACGGAGCAGAAAUCUUAAUUUCCGUCCUAUAAGCCGGAUGCCUGCCUCUACACGCUACAUCAAACCGCCUCUGCGUGCUCUGCCUUCUUCAGUGGAAACUAGCUCGCCCACCUGUCCUUGCUUCUUAUGCCGCUCUGGCCGUCGGUUUAUGGUUGACCAAUUAAGAGGAUGAAAACCCCAAACUGUCUGCGUACUUCCCUUUGUUUAAUCUGGAGACCUCGAAGUUUCCUGACCAACAUCAGCAGUAGUCGUCGGAUCAUUUGGACUACCACCCAGUUGUACGUGUGUUGCCAGCUGGUCGAUGGGGAAAGCGCAAGGUUCCUCUUGACGGAGACCUAGGAAUAAUAAGCAAACAGGACCCAGAGACCCCUUUAUUCUGCCGGUAGAAUAGCCUUAGCUCCCCUCUUUUUGUCAUUCUGCAAUGAACUUGUCUCAUAUGAUAUGUAUAAGUGAAGAAGAAGAGUCGAACACCGGAACACUUCGUUUAUUGUUCUGAGUUUUUAGACUGCUGUAGGAGUCCAUCGUCAGUUUUCGCAGCGACCAUCCGGUGGCUCAUAAACGAAGCUGUGUGAAGGCGCUCUUCAAACGGAUCCAAGCUCAUUGCAGCAAACCGGAGGACAGAGCAUGUGAGGCCGGUUAUCUCUGCGAGCAGUUUGCGCAAAAUGGCUAUCCGAGGGCAUUCAUAAGUCGCUACCUACGCGGUCGCCAUCAGAGGACUCGAACAUCAACACCACCGACGAUAUGACAUUCUCUGCUAUACAUCAAUAACGUUUCAGAAGCGACCGAGCGCAUUGCGUCGGAGCUAGGUGUUGGAAUUGCACACCACCCCAAAGCCACCUUGCGCAAUAGGGUCAUGAAAAUUAAAGACCGGUUAAAGCCUAAAGAGCAAACUGGGGUAGUGUAUCGCAUUCCGUGUCAAAAUUGUCCUUGUAACUACACAGGGCAGACUGGGCGCAUGCUCGGAUCGCGCAUACACGAACAUAAGCUGGCUGUGCGACGAGGCGACGCAUUAUCGCAAGUGGCCGCCGACACCUACGAAGUGCGUCACGAGUUUAACUUCACAGGCACCAAAUUAGUCGCCCACGCCGGAAGCAAAACAGUCUGAGAAUUGAUUGAAGCCUGGGCCUCGGAUGAGAACUCAGUCAAUCGAUUUAUCGAUCUGGCGCCGACGCACAGAGCCCCGCAUAGUCAUCUCCAGUCUUUCACCGUCAGUCGAUGAUUCGGCCCACAUGCCUUAUAACUGUCGCCUGUUCUGAUUCUGCCGCUACCCCUGAAGAUGGACUCCUGCAAGAGUCUGAAACUUCAGGACGAUAGACUGCAGCCCCUUAGACAUGAACCAUCCUUAUCUGCUUUUGUCUCUGAUGAUGGAUUAGAGCAGGAAUCCGAAACCUCAGGCUAUUAAAGCACUUGUCCCGGCGGUCGUGUCUUCUUCUUUUUCUUCUUCCUCUUCUUUUUCAAUAAGCGAACGUUCCGGUGCUCGAAUCUUCUUCGUCACUUGUGCAUACACCUGGAACUCGAAAUUCCGCCUUCAUAUGAUAUGUUGAUUAGACGGGCAAGUGGCUCGAUAGAUGAAACCGCGUCGCAUGACCGAAUAGGCAGUUGUACGAGGCAUUUUAUCUCAAAUUUGUCUAGGAUCACAGUCCUCGUCUCUUGUGGUACUACUCGUAAGUUAUGAAAUGGAAUAUUUCAUUUCUGACUCCACGACUUAAUCUCUUCCCCACUCACCAGAUAAACACUUAUGUGUGCACAGCUGUGAUCGAAUACAAUAGCCUUUGUUUGGGCACCCGUUGAUCAGGUUUGGGGACCUGCUUCGUCUUGAGCCAUAGUAGGCAGUCGCACAGCGACCAGCCGGUUAUGCCGACAGUGAUAAGGCCUGAAUGGCUAUUUCUGGUUUAUUAGCCGACUGCUGAACUUAGUAAUGCGAGUUCGAGGCGGCCCAGUUGCGGCAAGCUUGGAUUUGGGGAGUUCCGGCCAAUGACGGCGAAGACAUAGCCACUUCAGUUUCACUCCUCUCUGUCGGCACCCUUCCGCGUAUGGUUAAUUGUAGUCGAGUAGGCAAUCGUCCCCCGAUCCAAGUGGACCUUGCGGGCCAUACGACCCAUACCUCUCCCGCCCGUACUACACCCACUCCGUGGUUAGUCUACAGGCUUGGCUCGUCUUCUCGACGUUCCUAUCAUUCCACGUAAGGUAGUGCAAACAGGGGGAAUGGAUGGGAGGGGAGAUCGUCUCAGGACAGGGGGAUGCGCAUUAGGUUCCGCAGUUCCUCUGACUUUGACUGCUUCGGAACCUGGGGACCACGACGAGAUGCUUGGUGAAUCGGCCAAAGGAAUCGCUUCAGACGACGAGACAACUGAUAGUAGUCAGUUUGUUUAUGUUAUGCUGCAAAGUUUAUGGGCAAUGCUUUUGAAAUGCAUAAUAGCAACCUGUCCUAGCAUCACAACGCGAUCUGGGCCUCCCAAAUGACAGAGAUUUCGUUAGAAGACUGCGGUUGUUAUCUUCUCUGACCAAAAAUGAACUCAGAAGUAAAUUAAAUUUGACCACCUAUAGGACGUUUGCGGCAUGCUCUCUCCUCCUCCUCCUCCUCCUGCUCCACCUCCUACUCCUCUCCGUCGUUCAUCUACUACAAUGUCUACUCCCCUUAUUGUGUUGUUACUGCUCAUGGCAGCACAGAUGACGAUAGCAAUUGCUGAUGGUAAUUAGUAGUUUAUAGAUGUUUGGUCAGAUUUUGAAUUAUUCAUAUUGACCCAACUGUGAAAAACUUGGCACCUCGGUGGGUUCUGAACCCACGACACAAGGGAAAGACUUUAUUACAGCCAACAUUCAAACCACUCGAUCUACGAUGCCCUGCCGAACGACGCGGGUUAAUAUGAAUUAUUCAAAAUCUGCCAGAAUAUCAAUGAAUUACGUGAGCCUGGUAGUGAUUUGGCGGAUUCUAAGUGAAUUACUUAGGAAAUCCUGCUUGGGCAGUCAACUUACUGCAUCAGAUUUGGUGGAUUCCAGACGUUGCAGUAGGUUGGGCGGGUAACUUGACCCAAGUGUGAUAAAACUCGCGUCGUCCGGCGGGGCCUCGUAGCUCAGGUGGUUAGCACGUUGGCUGUACUAAAGCCUUCCCCUUACUGCGCGGGUUCGAAUCCUACCAAGGCGCCGAGUUUUUCACAGUUGGAUCAAUAUAAAUUAGUAGUUUGUUCCAAACAUAGGAAUAAUAGUCGGCCGAUCGUUACAGUGGAUUGCGCUUUGAAAGACGAGGACACUUUAGCCAUUACCCAUUUUCAACUGUACUCGGGAAUAUAGCAUUUAAGUCGAGCAUACAACUUGUCUGUCAAUAAACAUGCCUCACCGGGCUCAGAAGUCUGAAUUUAACCGGAAGUCUCUGUCCUGCCAGUAGCUCGAACCGCAUCCAUAAAACGGUAUUCCGAUCCCAACAGCAGCUGUCCCAUGGCGUCAUGUCUAGCCCGUCAAAUGCGGUCGCUCCUCUGGAAGAGGUCACGUAGACCUGACACAGCGGACAGAAAUCUCCACCUUCAAGCGCAGAUGAACAAGUCGCGACCAUUCGGUGUCCCGGUGAUGCCAUUCGGACGAGCCGAAACUUGUGGCUUAUCAGGAGUAGCUCCUACAUGAACCGUUUUGCGUGAUUCGGUAUAAUUUUUUUAGUCAACUUGCAGGCAAACCAGCGCAGACCAUUUCUUCAUGAUUGGUUUUUAUUUCAAACAUGUUUUAUCUGAUUACAAUAGAAGAGAGGUUCCUAAUGUCAUAACAUCCUCUCUUCCACUAAAAUCAGAUGGGACAUGCUUUUACGGUUUGUACUUUUGGUUGUUGAGCCCGCGGAGGCGAGCUCAAAUCUAGAUUUAAACACGCACACAGAGAAGGGGGUGGACUUAAAGCUGUCUCAAUUGAUACACUUUUGUCGUCUAGUCGCCCAACAACUUCAGAUCCCACGUAAAGAGUACAACAUUUGUUGCGACAUUCGCCCACGCAUUUCGUAGUCUCGGCGUGGAUUCUAGCGUCUCCGGGGACGAAAGUGCCUUAAACGGCUGGGAAAAUUUGUCUUCUGUCACCUGGACUAGUGACUCGAUUGAGUACUAAACCUCGACCCUCUUCCCCAGUGCAGGUGUGCUUCGGAGUAAUUGCUACAGUAGGUGGGCCAACUCAUGAAAUGACAACCGAAAUUCCGAAAUGCGUUUCAGUUUCCAAAAUUUUAAUUAAGUAGGGUUGUAAAACUAAUCAUCCUGCAGUUUAAUUCUAUAAUAUUUCAGUUAUCUCAGGAUGUUGGCUUUCGAAAGAACGUCCUUCUGGCUGCAUGCAAAAACAACACUCUGUAAAAAAUGACUAGUAGCAUUUAUUUUCGAUGCCCCUAAAAGUCACAGUAUAUGUAUAUGUAAAUAUUUAAGCGCAUUAAGAAUCGAUGGGUGAAAUACAUACUACUUAAACAGCCACAUUUUACCGAAACUCGUAUAUGCGGGCAGCCGGAAGGAUGCGCAUUCAAAAACCGACAUCUUGGCUUGACUGAAAUACCUCAGAAUCACGCCGCACCCACGUAAUCUUUUAUAAUCGAGAGCUGAUUUCAGAAUUUUAAUUAACAUUUCAUGAAACAGACCAGCUACUGUGGGUACAUGCUAAAAGUCCCGGCACGUGUUUGACCGAUGCAUGAGGCUUCAGCUCCCCGGUGGGUCCUCGAUCGAUAAAUGCCAAUCUAAGGAUGUUAACGGAAGGAUCUGGCUUUAAAUGCACGGGGCACGACUUGGGGUUAAGUUGACUGAAGCCUCGAGGUCCAGAUGUGGUUUCGCGUACUCCACCUCCCGAGGAAUUCAAAGAUGAAGGGAAGGCGGCCUCACUGACCGCACUGUAUCUGUACUUGCAUUUCAACGCUACUAUCAGAAUGGUUAGGUGGCUGUCCCUGCCAGCCGGCGAAGGACUGUUUCUGACUUAUCAGCCAUCUUCAACCAGCCAUACCCAGUCUGGAUAACCUGCUGCUCAUCCGCGUACUCGUUUGUCUACUAAGCGUUAAUCCGAAUGCUGUGCCGCUGAUCCUUUGCCCUAUAUACAUCUGAAAUAUACCGAGCUCAUCGACAAUUUUAACUUUCGUCUCUCUAAUCGAUUACUUCCAGAAGUCUUAUGGACAGUAUGGAGCCAGUCCGACAUCGAGACAAGCCUUGCGAGAGAAAUCCCCUCAUCUUCGUCACAAUUAGAGCACUUCGCUCCGGCGGAGUAUUUCAGUCAUCAGUCUACUGUUAGAACAGGCUGAAGACAAUGUGGUAGAACUGUCUCUGAAUUCCUACUACGAGGGACAGGAUCUAGGCGCCGAUUACACACACACUCCUCCAAGGCUUAAUAAGUUCUCUAGGAGUAUUUGCGAUACUGCAUGUUCGGUGGCCGGCUCUUGACAGCGUCCACGAUUACUGUUUCACCGCUUUGGUCAGAUUUUCUAGUCCGGGAGGGGGUGUUGUUCUUGUUCCCGUCUUUUGUCCGGGCCAGCCAGACGAGUCUGGGCCUGGCCGUCCCUUGUACUGACUCUCAGUCUGAGGUAGACGCAUGGCUCUGACUGCAUAAUUGAUGCGGCCCACCCCCAGACGACGAGGUUGGCGUUCCCCUCCUCCCUUCUGCAUGCACCGCGAACUCCGCCUUCCCUUCCACCGCAUUGCCUCCUCUGCUAACGAUGUAUUGCAGUCUCCGACAGCGCCGGAUCGUGGAUACUGUGGGCUGAAUGUUGUGCCUGUGGUACCUGCGUGUUUUGCUGUGAAAACAUUCCAUUCUGCACUCUCCCAUCUGGCUUAACGGCUUCACCUUAGUUACACAAUUCUUGGGAAUGUGCCAUUCAAAUCCAACCACAGGGCUUUUGACCAAGUCAGCGUAGGACACCGGAACGCAGACCACAUUUCCAAACGUUUUUCAGUUAGACUUGUAGGAGCCUAAGAGAGAAACAGGUGCAUAUAUAUAUAUAUAUAUAUAUAUGCAUAUAUAUGCGUAAGUAUUGAAAGGUAGGCAUCCCUAGCGAGAUAAGUUGAAAAGAGAUGGGUGUGAGCUGGGGGCAGAAUUACGGCAGACUUACGAUGCGCACGGUUACGACUCGGGGGGAGUGUUUGGAAGAUGGGUGAUAUUGCAUCUGUGAGACUGCAGGCGGUCGAAUUAGUGCUCGUUCAGUUGAGAUGAGAGCCAGAGCCGGUGACCCAUGCUCACAGACCCUCUUAGUGAACGCCUCGGUCAAUAUGACGGUUGACACCACCCCCUGUUUGGACUACCAGGCUCUUUUUGUGUUGGUCACAACGGGCACCUCAGUUUCAUCCCAAUUAAUUCGGUAAUCACGCACGAGGGCGCGCGCGCGAAGACACAAGGGACAGAGGGGUCACGCCGAUGGAAAUCCGUUAAUAAGAGUGCCUAGGCGUCGACCCGUACAACCAACAUCCGCACAAGAGCGCUUGGUGUAUAAGAUGCGUUAAACUAAGUUUUUCGCUUGGUCUUUAGGGACGAGAAUCAUUAAUUUGACGCAACGUCAUGCACAGUAAGUACGCUAGCUUGUGGGCAACUCGACUGCAAGAAUUACUCAACUACCGAACGAUAAUUUCGAACGUCCCGUGCAUAUAAAACCGGCGAGUAGAAUUUUUUAGGCACGACUUUCCCCAUUGGGGACGACACCUCGCGACUGUGUCUAACGCCCGAGGCAGUUCUGCUGAACACCAGCCGGGUGUUAUUUAAAUUGAACCAACCAGCGUAGAUUGGAAAAGUUUAGAGAUCCGGGAAGAUUAUUAGAAGAAGAAGAAGAAAAUUGGCUCUCCGGAACAGGUUUAUUUAACUGCUGACGUUUCAAAGAGCUGGGUCGGCUCUUCAUUGUCAAAGCGAAAACUGCACCUAGUCGAUCAGAAAUUUAGUUUAAAGCGGCAAGUUGUGUUGGCCGGCCUCAUGCUGAUCGAUGUUUUUCCUCUCCUCCCGCUACGUCGGCCUCUCAGGAGAUGGUUGACGGGCGUUUUUGCCUGUGCGCUUUAUGAGUCACCACUCCGUCGAGGGGAGCUGAUUGGACUUUAGUCGGGCGGUCGGUCUGGCGGUUCUUGUUCUUCCUCACCGAGUAAGCUCAGCGUCGGGCUAUCUCCGUACUGCCUUCUUAAGUCAGGUGUGGUUGUUUGGUCCUGAGCUCUACGAUUGUGAUGACGUAAGACUUUGUAAGCUGCAGGAAGGUCCAGAUGCCUGUUGAUAGAGUGGGCAUCGGAGAACCACGCUUCGAGAGUUAGCCGUUCUGUUUUUGUGUUGCCUCGGCCUAAGAUGGUAGCCCUCUGGAGGUCAAAAGUAUGCCCCGUUUCUCUAACGUGUGUAGCUAGUUGAGAGUUAGGGUCUAACCUCCGAGUGGCCGAUUUAUGUUCUUGUAGGCGAGUUUGCAAUUUCCGCCCGGUUUCGCCCACACAGUUGCAGUCGCCCUCAUUGCAAUUUAUUUUGUAGAUGACUGCUGAGGUUUCAGCGGGUGGCAAUGGGUCCUUGGGCUGCAUUAGGCGACGUCGAAUUGUUGCUUGUGGUCGAUGGGCUAUGCCUACUCUGUUGGGUUAAAACAGUCGCCAGACCGCUCCAGAGACGCCUUUAACGUAAAGAAUGGCCCUCCAGACUUCGGGUUGCUGCACAUUUGGCCGUCGUCUGGACGCCCAACGUCUGCUUCUCUCAAUAAAAUGUCUAGGAUAACCAUUGGCUGCAAAUAGGUCCACAAGGUACAAUCGCUCGGCUAUUUAUCUUCUGGCGUGCUGCAACUAGCGAGAGAUGUUGUGGACCAACUAUUGGCAGAGCGGUAUGAGUAGAGAGACAGACCUCUGAAGUCUAAGCAUCUGCUCGAGCUUCUGCGAUACUGUCUCAAGACCUAUUUCACCUUUGAAGGACAAACGUAUGAACAAAUAAAGGGCACUCCUAUGGGCUCCCCUAUAUCAGGCCUAGUCGCUGAAGUAGUUCUUCAGCGGGUAGAACACUUGGUCUUCACCAAAUAUCAACCGAAGUUCUUGGCCCGCUAUAUCGAUGACACCUUCGUCGUUGUCAAAACAACUGAAAUUGAACACCUAAAGGAACUACUGAACUCGGUUGACCCGGAUAUACAAUUUACGAUGGAAGCGGAAACAAACAACCAACUGCCCUUCCUUGACGUACUUGUGCGCCGGUGUACCACUGGACAGCUGCAAACUAAAGUAUUCCGAAAAUCCACCGACACGAGACAGAUCCUACACUUCAACAGCAACCAUCCUCUGUCUCACAAACGUAGUUGUGUCCGCAUACUUUUGACCUCCAGAGGGCUACCAUCUUAGGCCGAGGCAACACAAAAACAGAACGGCUAACUCUCGAAGCGUGGUUCUCCGAUGCCCACUCUAUCAACAGGCAUCUGGACCUUCCUGCAGCUUAUAAAGUCCUACGUUAACACAGUCGUAGAGCUCAGGACUAAACAACCACACCUGACUUAAGAAGGCAGUACGGAGAUAGCCCGACGCUGAGCUUACUCGGUGAGGAAGAACAAGAACCGCCAGACCGACCGCCCGACUAAAGUCCAAUCAGCUCCCCUCGACGGAGUGGUGACUCAUAAAGCGCACAGGCAAAAACGCCCGUCAACCAUCUCCUGAGAGGCCGACGUAGCGGGAGGAGAGGAAAAACAUCGAUCAGCAUGAGGCCGGCCAACACAACUUGCCGCUUUAAACUAAAUUUCUGAUCGACUAGGUGCAGUUUUCGCUUUGACAAUGAAGAGCCGACCCAGCUCUUUGAAACGUCAGCAGUUAAAUAAACCUGUUCCGGAGAGCCAAUUUUCUUCUUCUACCAACCAGCGUAGGUAAGCUAGUUUUCUUCCUGGAUAGAUCGUCACCGCAGCAUCCUCCGUGAGCUGUAGGAUGAUUUCUUCCCCAACUUGGGAUAAUCUCGUCACUAGAUCCCUCCCUAUAAACACUUUUUCUGAAGCCACCAUCACUCAGGCCUUUCUAUGCCAACAUCCAGAAGCUCCAGACUGUCAUCCUCACGAGUAAACUUUGUUGCCGGGAAGGACGUCUUGCAGCCGCUGAUGCAGUCAUUUGUUUUCACAGUUCUUUACAGUGACAAAGGUUUAGUCCACGUAAAGAGGAGCUUGAAAGUUAGAACAACAUCUUCUAGUCGCCUUUAGCCUUAAUAUUGACGAGCUUUUUGCGGCUCUACUAACCUGUGGGCAGUGCAAAUCGCUGAAUUGGCAGUAGUUUCUAAGACAGAAAGUAAGCACGUCUAAAACAUGUUGCGUGUUAAUCGCAACAGGAUUAUCUUGCAGGCAUUCUGUGGUUAACGAGGCGACGACAUCAGUGGGCAGGAUGUAUUCCUCAGAACCUACCGCUAGGCCUUAAGUCCUUCGGAGAAUGCGUUAGAGUUGUUGAUGUAAUGCGGUCCAUCAGUUAGAUGCCUGCUCAACCACUUUGACAUUCGGUCGGUAGGUGAUCCGAUGAGUGAUAGGGGUGAAUCUGCUUUGUGCACCUGUGGCUGACCAUACGCCGAGUGUGGUAAGUUUGGACUCAUGAAUUUCAGACGAGCUAGCUCAUUCACUUUGCCUUUGGCAGCCGCGACUUCAGGGUGUAGACCUUGCCACUAAAGAUUUCGUUAGCCACUGAGGACUAUUCUGUCGCUUCUUGGAUCACCCGCUCUACCGUCGUAAAGAUGCAAGUGAGUGGUUGUUCAACCGCCGUGACCGGCGAUAUCCGCCGUGUACUCCACAACAGGGUGAGAGCAGGCACGGUGACUUCUGCGUGAAUUAGUUUAUGGUGAGAGUGGACUUGCACAGCAUUUACCGCACUCUCUCCUCCUCCACACCCGGGCCUGGGGCCAUACCAAGUCUAGAAGACCGGAGGCGGGAGAGGCCGCAGGUGGCUGGCGCGGCCGGGCCCGCACCUAGGCGUGCCACCAUACCACCUGGUUCACAACAACCACUUGACCAGUAUUUUGGCCAACAGCAAAAUGAGGCGGAAGCGGCUACAUAAACCGGCAACUGGGGCUGCCACUGCACCCCAAAUGUUGGCAUUUGUUGUGGUACGCAUUCCGAUCACGCCUGCCAGAAUCCGAUACGGCCAACGUGUGAGUCCAGCGCAUCCACUGCAAUAAAGUGCCUUCUAGAUGACACCACAUCUCUCUAACGACUCACGCCAAACCAUUUCCGUCUCUUAAUUGGGUAGAUAUGCACAGCAUACUGCCUAAAAGCAUCCUCAAAAUCACCUUGCAAUGAUUUUCUUCACGGUCUUUUCUGCGAUUUUCGUUCAUGGCUCUCACCUUCUGUCUCUGGUUCGUUCUCUAGUAGGUUGCUGAUGUUCUGGCUAAGUGAGUAGUAAGACGCACACGGCACCACUAUUUCUGUCGGAGUCGCUAUGGCGCCGUCACGUAUUUGGUGAUGGUAUGCUGCAGAUGAGGCAGCCUCUCCUGUCGAAUAUCUCGGCCGCCACUACACUAGCCAGUACGUGGGCGUGCCUUUGCAAACAACGAUUGUCCGAACUGACACUUUUGAAACGCUCGCCUCACCGAAUUCAGACUGGAGGGUUUGUAGAGCUGAUUGUCGUUGAACGAGUUUUUUUUCAGCCGGAAAAUAAGUGUUCGACUGCCGGAGGGGAGCAGACUACAAACCCCGUCAUUUAUCUCUCAGUAAUUAGCCCCUCUUGGGUGAUGCUGCUUCCGACGGCCGUCCUCGUACCAGCGGGCUGACCCGUGUAGGGACAAGGCAGGUCAACUGCCCUCUGCCCCCAGCCUCGGCGGCGGCGUCUUGACAAGAUCCCCAGUCCACAUGAUCGCGUUUUACCCCUCAGACCGUUAAUCACUGUCGACCCAUCAGUGGUGUGGCCUUGUUUCAGGUGGUUUCCUCUUAGACCUGUGUAUGGUGACAGCUCUCACCGCAGUGAUUUAUCUCCUGCCACUUUUUUUCACCCCAAUUUUCCUUCGGUCUUGAUUUGCCCUUCUGUAAUCCAGGGGUUCACACUAUCGUAUUUUGUUCCUCUUUUCUCCCACAAUCUUUUAAAGAACCGGAAUCCACCUCUGCGCCUCUUACAAUAUCUGUCGUGCCGCCCGUUUCUGCCGCUGCUUUACCGCUCUUCUUUGAGUCUAGAGUCUCAAAGAAGUGCGUUUCGACACCCCAGUAUAUGUCGUGAUUGAUUGUGGUGGCACACCCACGUGCCGUCUCCCGCCGCGCCGGUUGGGCAAAAUCCUGGCCAGUGUACGUUGUGGACCAGGGAGUGCGGUGGUAUGCCUAAGUGCGGGUUUUUGCACCUCCCACCUCCGGUCUACUUGUCUCUGUUUUGACACCGGGCCCAGGUGGGAAGGAGGUGGAGAGAGUGCGGUAGAUGCGGAGCAGGUCUGUUCUUAUUUUAACUUUAAGUCACCCGGCUGCGGAGCACACAGCAGACAUCGUCGACAACGAUGGUCGAAGUUGACUGCUUAUACCGUUAAUUAUAGUAGAUCUAUGAUUACGUGGCAACUGCGCCCAUUGUGGCUUCAUUGCCCUUAUCUGCGACCGUCUCUGGCGAUGCCUUCGAGUGCGAAUCCAAGACCUCGUGCCAAUAAACUUCUUGUUUUAGCGACCGCAUCUUCGUAGGUGUCUAAAGUCAUACAGCUAUCGGAAAAUCUUGCGAUCGACAAUCGCCCAUGCAACUGUCGGUCUUGGAGUUUGUUUCAGGUAUGGGAGGGGCAAUGUAGCUGCAAGUCAGGUCAACCCUAGAAACAUAUUUUGUGUUAGGCCUUUGCGUCAUGUCGGUGUCCGAUUUUUUAUCACUCGGUAGCGAUAACAGCACCGCUUGGUUACAGUUUACCUUCGGUUUCCCCACGUUUACGUACAUUUGGUUUCUGCUCGUGGAAGGGACAGACAAAAGAACGGCGAAACACGCGUGUCUGGGCGUUUAGCUGCUACCUAUGUUGUCUGUACGGUAAAUAACUACACAAGCCUAUUUAUCAUUGUCAUUUCUAUUCGGAUGACAUCCUGCAGACAUUUGACAUACAAGAGAAGGCGAUACAGUAAUGCCAAUUAAUGUGGCGUAGUGGGAAAUUAAUACAAAAUCGACCAGUUGGUAUAGCGCGGAUUUACUAGGACUCCUAGUACACCUACGUUAUCCGCCUCAUCUCAUGAAAUACUAGCCAAAACUUCGAAAUGUGUUUUCUGUUAGAUAGGAAUACAUACAGUAGGUGGGCCAACUCAUGAAAUGUCCACCAAAAUUCCGAAAUGCGUUUUAGUUUCGAAAAGAUUAAUUAAGUAGGGCUGUAAAACGAAUCAUUGUGCAGCAUAAAUACGCAAUAUUUCAGUUGCCUCAGGAUGCCGGCUUUCGAAUGAUUUCCCUUCCGGGUGCAUGCAAAAACUACACUCUGUAAAAAUAACCACUUAAGUGGUAUGAAUUUUUCUCAAUGAUUUUUGAUGCCCCUAAAGAUCCAAUUAUAUUUCAUGGAAAACAUACAUGAAGACAUUCAUUCUUUCGCUCUUUCAGUAGAUAAUUACGUCUUCUCCCAAUUUUAUUCUCGAAGAAGGGAUAUAAUUUGGUUUUUAAAAACUUUUCCAAUUCUCGAACAAUUUUGAACGCGCUCUACCGUUACACUUGGAUUCAUGGUUUCGAAACCACAGACCGUAUAUUUUCCGCGUACGGAAAACCACACAUUUCCCUACGGUAAUAAAGGGGGACCAUAUACGAUUCAUAAAAUUUGGCAGUGGACUCGAUCCGUAUUGUUAACUAGGAAGGUGAAGUUCUUUGGAAAACAGCAAAAUUUUAUUGUGAAUUUUCGAGACUGGUUCCCCAGCUCGUCUUCAGACAACGGGUGUGCAAAAACACUUAACUUUUAGACUGAGUCUGGCAAAAGGAAUCCAUGAUUGGUUAAGCUUGUCAUCUCGGAAUUGGCUGACUCAGUUUGAAUCUGUCUUUAACGAUCUUGUAUGUGGCAUCUAAAUCGAUAUGCCGGUUGAUGCAUGCCUCAUCUGAGUGCAUUGCCUCCAGGAAUUCGCGUCCUUUCCUUGUUUGGCUGGCGCCAACAAUGCGAGUGUUUUCCCAUGCGAAUUUAUGCCCAGUGUCUGGUGUGUGCAUGGCCACCUGGGAUAGAUGGUCGCGUCUCUUCACCGCUAACUGAUGUUCAUGUAUACGGGUUGAGACAGAUUUCCCAGUUUGGCCGCAAUAAACGGCAUCACAACUAGAACAUGGAAUUUUGUAGACGACACCUUUUCUUUCGAGGUAGCCGACCCUGUCCUUAGGGUGCACAAGCUGUGUGCGUAAGGUAGUUGCCGGCUGGUGUGCUACGUGUAUCUGGUACUUUUUCAAUUGUGUUUCGACAAGUUCAGAUACAUUUUUGACGUAUGGGAGAGUUCGCCAUGUGGUUAGUUUUGGUGCCUGAGCGGCCGUAGCAUUGGAAAUACCUGUCUUUCAAUUUAUACGUAUUGUUAACUUUACAAUCCACAUUGGUAAAUGCGGAGGCAUUACGAUUUAUGAACCGUCAUUUCACAGUAUUUAAAAGUCCCACAAUUACAGCCCUUGUUAAAACCGAAUGAUAUCACUCCUUCGAGUAUAAGUUUCGACGAAGGCGUAGUUGUCUGCCAAAUGAGCGAAAGAAUGUAUUUUUAUGCAUAUUUUCCACGAUAUUUAUUUCAACUUUUAGGGGCAUAAAAAAUCAAUGAGAAAAAUUCAUGCUACUUAUGCAGUCACUUUUUUCAGAGUGUGAGUUUUGCAUGCAGUCGGAAGGAAAUUCAUUCGAAAGCCGGCGUCUUGGGGUAACUGAAAUAUUAUAGAAUCAUAUUGUAGACUGACUAGGUUUACAACCCUACUUAAUUGGAAAAAUUUCUCAAAACCUAACGAGGUUACCCUUUUUUUCAAGUAUAAAAUUUGAAGGGAACGUGAUGUGGCAGCUAAUGGGUACCAGACGGGGUAUUUUUCCCACGUUUUCUAUAAAAUAUAUUAUGACUCAUGAGGCCAUCGAAAAUCAAAGACAUAAAUUCAGAUUACAUUGGCAGACGAGCGAGCGGGCGGAAAGACGCCCAAUCAAAGCUUGAGAUUAUGCUGCAUUAUGGCCAAGAUUGUAACCCCGCCUGGAUACUACUUCCUAACUAAAAACCCAUUUCAGAGUAGUAGAUUGCGUCUCCUUCAAAUUUUUUCUUAGGAAAAGGAGAUCGUUUCGUGUUUAAAUAGUCCAUAAUUAUGAAAUUUUUUCAUGCCCUAAAAUGACUGGUUAUAAAACAUCGUGUCUGUCUACUUAGUAAUGCCACUUGCAAGUUAUACAACAUAGCCCAUCUCCAUUGCAGACUUCCACGAGCCCUACAUGAUUUCGUGUUUAUAGCAUGGAAAGAUCUAUUAUUUGCCACAUACACACGCAAAUUGUACAGCAUGUAGUUCUAAAACCCUUAGCGCAAGCGCAACUGCUAGUCGGAGCCAAAACUAUCCGAGAACUGAAAGUUUCUUAAAACCGAUGGGUUUCCUUUACGCAUGUAUGUCAUUUAAAGAGGACGUACUUCGCUAACAACUGAGUACAAAAAGGAAUAUUUUUUUCAGAUUUUGCAUAAAAUAUAUUUAUACAUUUAUAUCGUCGAAAGUCAAUGAGAUAAAUUUAUGCAACAUUAGCAGCCACCUUUGACCAAGUGAAGUUCAUUCACAAACCGGCCUCCUGUUCUGACUGAAGUAGCUUGAGGUUAUGCUUAUCCAUACUAUAACCCCACCCGGAUAAUACUUUCUAGCCAAAACCCCAUUUCAAAACAAAAGUGAACAUUUCACGAGAAAGGCUAGAUGCUUUAUUUGGGCGGUUGAUUGUCUCCUGUCCGAAUUCAAGAAGGAAGGAGAGUUACCGGUCUUUUUAGGCGAGACUUCCUGCUGCUCAUAAGGUUGUGAAAGCAGAUAACUUCCGGGACGCGCUACUCGGCCAGCCGGAUAAGGUGCGAGCGUAUUGAGGCCGCCAAGACCGAGUCGGUUGGCUCCGGAUAGCCGGGGAGGGGAGAGGUCAGUACCUUUUAGCUCUAAGCAGACCGAUUAGCCCGAUACAGCUGCAUUUUGGUUAAAAAAUAGCCCUAUAUGACGUUAAUAUACUUAUCCAGCGAUUGCUCGAAUAUAUCCGGUGUAUAAUAUAUGCCCAUGCAUCUUUAGUAUUUAGAAGCAGGAAAUUGUUUCCAAAGAACCCGUGGAGUAUUAACUUACUCUGGUUUCCUAAGAAUAUCUCUCUUGCCUUAAAACCAGAUUAUUCAACGUCUCCACAUUUCAAACUUCCAAGGGAACUUUCAACUUUGCACAUUUAGGGGUGUUUCCAUGAGAUCUGUUUAGAUGCUUCCGUAAUUGUGUCCGAUGUGGUUAUGUGGCCGCAUCGGAGGUGAACAAACACCAGUCACCAGUUUUACAGGUGGGGCCGGUGACGAGGUCAAAUAAUUGUAUGCAAAAUAACCACUAUUGGGAGUGCGUCGUUGUACUUUGAGUGGUUACGAAAUAGUUGACCUAUCUCCUAACCCUAACCCCUAGCCAUAUCCCUUAAGCCCUAACCCUUAAUUGCAACCCUAACCCUGAAACCUCCAAUGCGGAAGGUUGAGGGAGACGACUGGGCGGAAGUCAAGAAGGACCACUGGAAUUGAGCCAAAAAGGUAGGCACGGCAACAUAGAAACAAGGCCGCAAACAGAGCACACAUCGCAACGCACAGCAACACAACGCCAACGUAAUUACGCCAAGUCAAAAUAAUUAAGUAGGUCAACUGAAUUGCGUCCAUCCGUUGCGCUUAUAUAACUACAUCUUACCCGUAAUUGUUCGCGUAGCGCUUAUAACUAGAUCUGUAUUCAUUACACUGUUUUAUAAAUCUCCAGAGACCUCUUCACAGGGACGCACAAAGAGUGACGCAUCCAAGUGGUUUAACCGAAAUCCCAUGGGGCAUAGUUUGAAAACUUUUGCAACGCUUAAAAUCUUGGACUGUUCUUCCAAACCUGCACCACUUUUUACCCUCUUUAAAACUGAAAGAUUGGUCUCUUUAAUUCCGCAAAAAAUUAACUAAUGGCGACGUAAUUUCCGACAAGGUGUACACUCAAAAAACCGCGGUUUUGCGCAUAGGUCAGUAACGAGGAGGACAUUACGCGCGUAAGGAUAUUUUUUCCCUGAUGGUAUGUGUGCUGGGAAACCAUUCCGCCUAAAAGACACCUGUAACGAAAAGCCCAUUUGAAAAAUUUUGUCAGUUUUUGGCGCUCCCGCGCGUGCGCACGCGUCGGGGGUUGUUUUUGUGUGGAUUUUAUUUUCUUUCCCGUGCCAUGUUUUCUCACCUAAGCAGGUCAUGUUGGCCUGCGUAUGCGCCCAUUCGACGCGCCUGGAAAUCGGCCUCUUUCGCCGGCGCUCUCGCAUGCAUAGUUUGCAGUUUAAUCGGUCACCACCCUCGACCUGCUGGGCUAUCAGAGACCUUUCCGGUGGGGUGAGAGGGUCUGUUCGUUUCACCUCCACACGUUCUCCCCCUCCCCGUCUUCCUCCCAGCUUGGUUUUAGUGAACCGGACCAUUUGGGGCAUGCGUUGGCCAUAAAACACUGACGCAAGCACACACAUUCGCCCUGGCCCCGAAGUUGUCUCUCUCCCUCUUUUUUUUCACCUGCCCGUUCUGUGUUCCAGUCCGCGGGCCUUUUUUGCAGCCCUGAUGGUCUACGCCUGUGACCACCAACGUCACAGGCGCUUUUAGAAAUUUUUGAGCGCCCUCCUGUCGUACUCCUCUGUUUUCCUGUGACACACAAAGUCACUUGAGAGUUGUUCCAAAAUGUGUUUGAUUGAGGAGGACCACCGGUAUUUCUGGGGCCCAGUACUGACGUGUGGGUUUGCGGAUUUAGUCGCUGUGGCGGAAAGGGGGGGGGGGCCGGGGUCAGACCGUGUUACGAUAGGCGUUUUUUGGGCUGUGUUGAGUCCACGCGAUGUGAAUGUUGGCAUGACUUAAGCCAUCACACCGCGACAGCCCUUCCGCCCAAUUUCGUCACCCUCGACAGUCAAGUGGAGCAUGAGGGGGGGGGAAGAUAGAGGUGAACCCUGGGAACUACAUUCGCACGAUAAUUCAGCGUAUUUCUCACUACAGUCGAUUUGCCGUGGACCUUAUCAGGUCCGAGAAUCCGUAACUGGGGCAAGAUCUGAACUGCUCUCGCGAAAGCCCGCGCACGGUCCGUGUAGACGUGCUUUUUAGUUCUGUCAGCUACUGAUCUCGAACCUCUUUGAUCGUGUUGACAUUCUCUCGCUCAAGAGUGUGAGAGAAGAGUCAGGAGCAGCCGUGGAUGCUACGCAAGUCUGCCCCACGGCUAUUCCCAGGCUUGCGACCAUCGGAAUGUCAUCAUUUGUUGCAUAUGAGAACUGGUUUUUUUUUCCUACCUUUCUCCCGGCUCGGUUAGUCUGCAUUUGCUUUUAUUUUUCGUGGACUGUACGUGCUUUUGGGUGACCCGGCUUUUCGAGACGUCUAGCACCACAUUCUCAACCUUCGCGAGCAUAGUCCUGUGUGCAUACCGUAGAUGUGCCAACUCAUGAAAUGUCAACCAACAUUUCGAAAUGCGUUCUCGUUUCGAAAAGAUAAAUUAAGUAGUGUUGUAAAACUAAUCAUGAUGCAGCAUAAAUCUAUAAUGAUCCAGUUACCUCACGGUGUCGGCUUUCGAAAGAACUUUUUUUCGGCUGCAUGCAAGAUCUUUAUUCUGCAAAAAAUGACUACUUAAGUAGCAUGCCAUUUUCUCAUUGAUUUUCGAUGCCCUUGAAAAUUUAAUUAUAUUUCAUGGAAAACAUGCAUAAAAAUAUGCAUUCUUUUACUUAUUCGGUGGAAAUUCACGUCUUCCAAUUUUGUAGUCAAAAGAAGAGUAUAAUUCGGUUUUAAAAAAGUUUCAUAUUGUAAGGUUUUUUAAUACCGUUAAAUGGCCGUUCACGAAACGUCAUGUAUCUGCAUUUACGAAUAUGACUUCUAAAUUUAACAAUAUUGCUCAAAUUCACUGCUUGAUUUUAUGAACCUCAUAUGGUCUCCUCUUAACACCUUAGACAAAUGCAUGGUUUUCCGUACACGGAAAAUAUACAGUUUGUAGUUUUGAAACCCUGAAUGCAAGUGUAACAGCAGGUCGGUUUCAAAAUUAUUCGGGAAUUAGAAGAGUUUUUUAAAACCGAAAAUCUCGCAUGCUCUGUGACUCAAAAGAGUAAGCUCUCUACCAGAUCGGGGCAAAAUCUAAGUGAGCCUUUUUCUGUGGUUACGUAGCCUGCUUAGGAACAUAGUAAAUAAAUGUCAAAGUACUCCGCGGUAGAGUGGGGGGCAAAAACUUUAUCAUCGUAAAUGAACGAAAAAGAUGCUUGCUUGAUAAAAGUUGUGGCAUAUAUGUAGUUAAAAUGGGGAAUAUUUGUUAAAAAAAUAUACCAAGCUGGAACAAAGUAAGUCAGAAUCAAUGAAGUGCAGAACUGAUAAAUGGCGUUACUAAGAACGAAUGCAAAUGCUCCGCAAAUAUUCCCAUGUUACAAUUGAAAAGUCAAGUUGGCGAAUACGCGUUUUCGGUAGUUCUUCCUCAGGCCACUACAAUUACAUGAAGGAAUGAAAAUGUACAAAAUCAGCAGUGUUUAUAGAUGUCUCAAGGGCUAUUAAGUCACUAACACUCAUCAUCCCCACGCCGCCCGCAUGAGAAGGUCGGCGGGUGUUUGUCGUCAGAGCUAGGGGAAGGGGGUAAGAGAGUCUUUGAGUGAUGUUCUAGGGUUGAGUACACGGAGUACCCAUCAUCGUGAUUAGGGAUUUGAGGCGGCAUGGCUUCAUCACUUAGGGUUGGCAUUGGCCACGGCAGCAAAAGUGCUUGUGUCAGAGUUUUCUGACAGCAUAACACCGGAUUCACUAACCGUAUAGCUACUGCCUCGGCCGUUGCUAGUAUCCGUUGGCGUAGGCCCUUAGAGGAGCAUGUUGAUGUCCGGUAGACAACCUUAAAUGCUUUCUUGGCGUCGACUCGGUGGUUCGUAUCGAUUAAAUGCGCGAGAAUAGAACUCGAAAUCGAUCGAGUCUCAUCUCCGUCUAACCAGGCGGGUAUAUGUUCACGCGCCCUCUUUACCAGGCGUCUCGUUGUGCGCUUGAUUUAUCCUGCUCCACAGGAGCAAAUGAAUGAAUAGAUGCACAUUGAUAUGGCCUCCAACAGUAGUCUGUCUUUAUCCCCCAAACGUAGGGGGCGGGAGAGUUUUUUCGCACCCCCGGUUCCCCCAUACAUAGAUACACUAUCUGACCUAUCUCAUGAAGCCUGAUGGCAGAAAGUAAUAUGGGAAUUUUUGGACGUCUAAAACGUUGCGCAUUUUGCCCACUCGUUGAGCCUCAUCAAUAAAAUGUCCAUUCCUUUUGCAGAGAUUGUGUCCACGUAAUUAUGUCGAGCAAAAUGUUCAUAAAUUCGAGAGAAAAUGGACUUUGCGACUUUUCGGGCAAUUUCCGGCAACGGUAUAUAUAGAGAGGGACUCCACUUAACUGUGCGUAGACAGUUGAUCCUGUCAUAUGUGAUUUAUGGUAAGGGGAGUUGUAUGGCUGGGGUAGCACGCUAGACAGUAAGCUGGCAAAUGAAAGAAAACACAGAAAUUGCCUGGAUUUAUGCCGGAAGUGUUGUCCUACGCUAUUUUACUACAACGAAAAUGGGAGUAGUAAUUAAGUAUUAAACAAUUUCACACAAAAUAACGGAUUUUCAGUUAAGGCGUGUGGUCGUGGGAAGUAACCGUUUCUGGCAGUGUGAUUUCUGCAAAUGUAUGCCAAUAUGAAACUUCAUACGAUGCGAUCCACUGACAGUUAAGUGGGGUCCUUCUCAAUACCGUCGUCCAAUUACCUAUGCUGAUAUUUUCCCCAGACUUCGGUUGCGCAUCUGAACGUGUUUUUUAAGAGUUUGUCGCACUUUAGAAUUUUUUUUGAUUGAUGCCAACCGUGGGAAUCAGUUUGCUUACAUACGUGCUAUUUUUAAAGAAGCAGAAGUUUUACCAAUUUUUAGAAGUCGUAUUGGAAAAUCUGUACAAGUUAGUACCCUUAUUUUGCCAUUUGGAAAAUUCCAUGUUUUGUCACCAAAAUGACUACCACCAAAUAGUUAUUUUCAGUUUUGAACUUUUGCAACAUUGCCUUUCGAACGAUCUGUUUUUGCGUGUACCUAAUUCAGAGACGGAACGAUUAAAAUAUCAGUAUUUUAAUGGCCACUCCGCAGUGCAUUCACUAUCGCAGAACGCAAUCCCCGUCGCCGGCCAUGCAAUCUUUCUAUGCAGACGGACAGUUUCCAUGAGCUAUAUUACACAUCUGGAUGUUAUACGAGGACAUACAGCGGAUGUGCUAACUCAUGAAAUGUCAACCAAAAUUUCAAAAUGCGUUCUCGUUUCCAAAAGAUAAAUUAAGUAGUGUUGUAAAACUGAUCACGAUGCAGCAUAAAUCUAUGAUGAUCCACUUACCUCAGGGUAUCGGCCUUCGAAAGAACUUACUUUCGGCUGCAUGCAAGAUCUAUACUCUGCAAAAAAUGACUACUUAAGUAGUAUGCAAUUUUCUCAUUGAUUUUCGACGCCCUUGAAAAUUCAAUUAUAUUUCAUGGAAAACAUGCUUAAACGUAUUCAUUCUUUUACUUAUUCGGUAGAAAAUCACGUCUUCUUCCAAUUUCAUACUCAAAAGAAGAGUAUAAUUCGGUUUUAAAAAAGUUUCUAAUUGUGAGAUUUUUUAAUACCGUUAGAUGACCGUUCAUGAAAUGUCAUGUAUCUGCAUUUACAAAUGUGGCUUGUAAAGUUAACGAUAUUGCUCAAAUCCACUGCUUAAUUUUAUGAACCUCGUAUGGUUUCCUUUUAACACCGUAGAGAAAUGCAUGGUUUUCCGUACACGGAAAAUAUACAGCUUGUAGUUUUGAAACCCUGAAUGCAAGUGUAACCGCAGGUCGGGUUCAAAAUUAUUCGGGAAUUAGAAAAGUUUUUUAAAACCGAAUUAUACUCUUCUCUUGCGUAUGAAAUUGGGAGAAGAUUUGAUUUUCUACCGAAUAAGUGAAAGAAUGAAUAUUUUUAUGCAUGUUCUCCAUGAAGUAUAAUUGAAUUUUCAAGGACAUCGAAAGUCAAUGAGAAAAUGGCAUACUACUUAAGUAGUCAUUUUUUACAGAGUAUAGAUCUUGCAUACAGCCGAAAAUAAAUUCUUUCGAAAGCGGACACCGUGAGGUAACUGUAUCAUUAUAGAUUUAUGAUGCGUCAUGAUUAGUUUUACAACACUACUUUAUUUAUCUUUUCGAAACGAGAACGCAUUUCAAAAUUUUGGUUGACAUUUCAUGAGCUAGCACAUCUACUGUACAUUUUAUCCGAUGAUGAAGUUUUAUGUGCUGAGUGAAUCAUCAAAUAUGACCCAAACGACCUACAUUGGAAAGGACGCCCAAACACUAGCUGUUCCGGUAAACGCCUUGAAGAAAUAUCUUAUUUUUAAGGUUUUAACUAAUACGUAAUACAGAAUCUGUCCUUCACGCCAUUCGAUUGAAAACACUGAAAAUCAUACAGGUAUUCAGCAAUAUUUCAAGGCCGAUCGGAAGCUCAACGCAAUCUAGAACCAUCGAAAAGUGCAAAUUUUGUUAUCUCAGAAAAAACCUACCCCUUAUGUAAACGAAGCGACAAAAGCAGUCCACAUUUGCCCUAAAUCCUCCUUCCAGAGCAAAAUGGUCCACGCCACUGGCUAUUUUGUUGCCCUAUUUCGGUCCUCUGCAUUUUUUUUCUGUUUUCGAGUCUCUGUGUGUUUCUGGCGUCUGUAUAAAGCGGCCCUCAAGGCCGAACUUAAUCGCGCCGUCGGAAACAUUUGCCCGCCCUUGUUGCAACAAAGUGUCCUGCGCCCGCAAAUAGUCUUUUAGCGCACUCAGGGUGGACCGAGAGAGCAAAAAACAAGGAGUACUUUUGAGGCUACUGAAUGCCAGCCUCCUGUCGGGAGGAGCUAACAAUGCACAAUGUUCUUCGGAGGCCGCUUUGUAGCCGUUAGCGUUUACUGUAUCGUUUUCCCGCUCUCUAUGUCUCAAAAGCACUCGUGCUCACCCCUUUUCCACUAUUGGCUGUUUCGAAAAGCAAGGGGGCGUGGGGGGGGCGGGGGCGGGCUGCCGACAGCCAUCUCUGAAAUGCAGUUGAUACACGAAUUUCACUAAGUGGGCUGUUAUGUAAACUUUAUGCCCGUCUCCCCCACCCCCCCCCCACCCUCCUUCAUUGCUGUCCUUCCCCACCCGCCCACUUAGCUGGUCAUUUCACGCGCAUCCCUUUUAACUUUAGUUUCGGACUGUCAAGGAAGCCUGGUCAGACUUACAAAGUAUCAGCUAGCUGGGUGACCAUGCCUCUAUAGUAGUGUAUCCUGUUCCUAGGAGACCGACGACAGACCGAGUGCCACUGUCUACAUGCACAGUCAGAAUAGGUGUUCACAGUCAGGCUGAACCAGUGAAAUCUGGUUUGACGACAGGCUCGAAUAGCCCUCUACAGUUCUUACCAUCCUUCGUUCACUUGUGGAGCCUGCCUGUCGAACUGCGUGCCACAUCAACGCGUCCUUCAGACCAAAGCAGGGGCACACUUUUAAACUUCACGGCAUGCAGAUGUGGGGAAAAUGGUUCUUCACCUAUCUGGAGAGGUUCCAUGUCGGAUUUCAGACGUUUUAGCCUGUCUAUCUGCGCCCUUUCUAAGGCACCACGCCACCACCCCCUAGGUCACCGCAAGGCAGUCCGGCGACUUGCGCAUGAAUUAGUUUAAGGUUAUGGUGGACUUGCGCUGCAUCUCCUGCACUCGCUCUUCCCUCACCUGAGUGUCCGGUGUCAUGACAGAGUCAAGAGCACCGCAUGUAGGAGAGGCAGCCGGUGGCUGGCAUUACGAAAACCCGCACCUAGGUGUAUCACCACAUCCCUUGGCCCAUUAUGGUGAGCCUGACGUUUCGGAUUCUUGCUCGAAUCCAUCAUCAGAGACAGUGAUAGACACAGGCAAUUCGUGCGCUGAAAGUCGUAGGAUUUAUAAGAUGCAGUCGCUAUGCUACUGCCUACCUAUGAUCAUUAACCGCUCCUCCCUUCAUGGAGAACUUUUGCCCGCUAGUGCACAAAUCGCUUAACGGCCGGCAUGCAAGCUGUUAGUUGCUGAUAUUCCAUCCCCCGUGUUGGAUACCGGCGUGAUGCUUGCUCGACCAUCUGGCCCACCGGCUUGCGCGUUCAGCAAGUGGUCAAUUACUUUGGCCAGACUAUGCCUCAGCACCGAAUAUAGAGUGGGCAUGUCGUUGCACUUGUUGAUAGACUGGGGUCCCGUAAACCAUUACUCAGGCAACUUUCGGCUCACGCGAUUAUCCCCUCUCGCAAGAAUUUCACCCUCAUCCAACUUGAAUGCGUGGCCGCGUCUUGUCCAAUGGGCCGCGACCUGAGAGUUGGCGUCAUUUCUCCGUACCGCUGCCGCGUGUUCGGCGAUUUGCGUCCGGAGCAUUCUUCCAGUUUUUCCUACGUAGUUGCUUUGUCCGCAAAUGCACCAGAUCCGGCAAACGAUUCCACAUGUUUCUUGCCGUAGCAGUUGGUCUUUUGGUCUCAUCAGCUGACGCCUUAUGGUGGCCUCCGGUCUGUGCGCAACUCCAACCUCGAGUUGUGCAAGAAUGCGACUAACGGCAUAGGAGACGUUCUUGACGUACGGAAUUGCUCGCCGGAAUUCGGGGUCGGUACUACUUUGUUGCACGUCUCGUUUGCUCACGCACCGGUUAAAGAAGUUGCGCGGGUAACCACUUUCUCUGAAAAGCCGUCGAAGGUAUUGGAAUUCGGAAACCUUGUCUUCCGGUUCGCUGCAAUCCGUCUCGACACGCCGAUAUAGCGUCCUUACGCAACUGCGUUUGUGGCUGAUUGGGUGAUUGCUGUUGAAGUUCAUUUUUUUGUCCUGUUCGUCGCUUUCCUGAACACUGGUCUUUAGGCCACCACAAUCUUUGCGACAGGCGAGGACAUGAAGGAAGGCCUACUGGUUGUUUCUUCCUCCUCCAUCGUGAAUUGUCUGUCCGGGAAUACGCUGUUGAGACGUUCUUUGAACGCUAGCACCUAACGACGAAGGUAUCAGAAUUUUGGCCUGUGGUGCUGAAGGACCAGCUACUCGACCCGCUUGAGGAUCACCUCGGCGAUGAAUCCCCAAACCGGCGAACCCUUUGGUGUUCCCUUCACCUGUUCGUAGAUUUUUCCGUCAAACGUGAAGUACGUCCUGAGGGAGAACUUUAGGCACUAAGAGGCCUGGGCAUGUUCGAGGCCAUUCUCCGUUUCAUCGUCGGGGUAGCUCGAUGGUCUCGACUGCUAGAUCCUGACCAGGAUUUUACACUGCAAGACAAAAGGGAGGUCGGCUAGGAUCGCAAGUAGUGCAGCAUGUGCCUGCGUCUGGGGGUGCCGCCACCCCCCCCCCCAAUUUUGGCAUUUGCUACGAGUGCGCAGUCCCGAUAACGACUCCCGGACCCUGCUUGGCCCAUUUCGAGGAAAGUAGGCCGCUACAUACCAAUAAUCAGUCUCCAAUCAGUAAUUACUAUUGAUGAGACCUAGCAUUCCCUGUGGCACAAUUAUUCUUCAAGGAAUUAGCGCACACCGGUCCAUUGACAACCAAUCAGAGCUUCUUUGCCUCGGGGAAGCCACUGGGCCUUCGUUCGUACGGACGUUUGUGUUUCUGGUGCAGGAUAAUGCUACUUGGGGUUUUUAAUGGCUGAAUAAAGGCAGAAUAAACCCACAACAGUCCUACAUUAAACUGACAGCGUCUAUGUCCUCGCCACUAUGACGGCAGAAAUGUCCACGUGGCUUCACGGAUCUGGAACUGUACGAAGGUGGGGUGCGGACGUUUUACUCAUUAUCUCCUGUCUAAAGUCUGUCGCAUUCUAGCAAGCAAUCGGUGAUUGGCAAAGUCUACUGAUAAAAUCAACGCUGAUUGGAAUGGCCAUUUUUACCUUGUUCGCCGUCAAAAAUUAAUCACAUUUCGAUUGCGCAACGUAUAGUAGAUAGGCUUACUCAUGAAACGUCAACUGAAAUUCCAAAAUGCGUUUUUGUUUCGAAAAGAUUGAUCGAAUAGGGUUGUAAAACUAGUCGGCCUGCAGCAGAAUUCUAUAAUAUUUCAGUUACCUCUGGAUGCCGGCUUUCGAAUGAACUUCUUUCCGUCCGCGUAAAAAAACUACAUUGUAUCAAAACGACUACUUAUGUAGCAUGAAUUUGUCUCAUUGAUUUUCGAUGCCAUCUAAUAGUCACAUUAUAUUUCAUGGAAAACACGCAAAAAAUAUUCAUUUUUUGCUCAUUCUGCAGAAAAUUACGUCUUCUAAUUUUAUACUCGAAGGAAGGGUAUAAUUCGGUUUUAAAAAUGUUACUGCUUGUGAGUCUACCUACUGUAAGACCCGAGGUUCGUGCAUCCACGUCCAGUUAAUACUAACCUCAUGUCACUACUCUUUUUAGCCAAAAGCUCGCCUGUUGGUUGCAGUCAAGAAUGUUUAGUCGUGUUCGGGUUGUCGUUUACCCAUCCGGCUUGGCUAACGAUCGAUGUGCAGACGCCUCAUUUUGCCUUGAAGCCUCGGCCAUCCUAUUGCCGGAAGUUUUAUUUCGACUUUUCUCCAGUCAACUACUUGCAUCGGAGACAAACUUGAUCUGAGUAGUCGUCUGAAGACUAUGUGACUAAAGUGCAUUAGCUGCAGUCACUGUGGUGAUAGUUACAGUGGUCAUAUAAACUCUGAAGAAAACAUGAUUUGCCACCCAUUGAGUAGGAGAAACUAUAUUUUGAGCAUGUUUUCUAUAAAGUAUGCUUGAUUUUAUAAGGUUAUUAAAAAUAAAUUGGACAAGUGCAAAUACAGAAGUAGCCUUUUUUGUCAACAGCAUAUUUCGCAUGCGGCCGGAAGGCAGGUAUCCUGGUGUGACUGAAAUAUCCCGGGAUUAUUUUGCGUCUUAGUCCCUCUUACAACCCCACUUAAGUUAUCCGUCUUAAUCGGACUCGCAUUUCAGCCAACUGUACUUUCUUGCACCUAUUGGACACUAUCUGAUUAAAGUGGGAUACUGACAGUCAUUGUGCUUACAUUAAUAUUGGUCGUUACAUCAGCGACAGCCGCAAGAACAGUAGUUCUAAAUUUGUCCCCUGAUGAUAACAUCAUUGACAGCAGUCACGCUAACCCAGGAUUGUUAAUCCCUCUCCCUACCUCCCGCCCCCCUCCACCACCCCAAAAAGUGACCUGCGUACAUGAUGACUUCAUUGUUCUCCUGGCUCCUGCUCGCUUCUCUAUUGUCGUGCGGCGGCAGUAGGGCUUGCGGAAACGUGAACAAGGCCAGCUGUUUUUUUGUACGCGGCGGGCUCGAGGAGGACGCCAGUUUUUAGGGCAGAGGAGGAUAUCAUUUUCAGGGAGCCAGGAUAAAGUUGCCAUGUGAGCCCGCGAGGGCGCCCCCUGUUGUUGGAGUGGCAGAUGGUCAGCACAUUGUCAUCAGACUGGAUUUGUUCAGGGUUCUGCUAGACACUGGUUGAGGACACCAGAAUUGCUUAUGGUUGGACGUUUUACUGAGAAUUCCAAACUACUAAUCAGCUGGCCGUAGUCAGUUGGUGAUUGUGACUGGCUUGCCUUCUGCAACACGUGUGAGCUUCGAAGUAUUUCUCCAUGAAUAGGCACUUAUUCGGAGAAAAGCCUUCUAAAAGUCUUGUUUUUGCCGACUUAUUUGGGGAGCCUGACAGCAUACAGUAGGUGGGCUAACUCAUGAAAUGUCAACCGAAAUGCGUUUUCGUUUCAAAAAGAUUAAUUAAGUAGGGUUGUAAAAGUUGUCAGCCUGCAGCAUAAUUCUGUACUAAUUCAGUUACCUCAGGAUGUCGGCUUUCGAAUGGACUUCCUUCCGGCUGCAUGCAAAAACUACACUCUGUAAGAAGAGGUACUUACAUAGCAUGAAUUUAUCUCAUUGAUUUUCGAUGCUCCUAAAAGUCCAAUUAUAUUUCAUGGAAAACAUGCACAAAUAUAUUCAUUAUUUUACUCAUUCGGUAGAUAAUUACGUCUUCUUUUAAAUUUUUACUAGACGGAGGUAUAUAAUUCGGUUUUAAGUAAGGUUUCUGAUUGUGGGACUUUUAAAUACCGUGAAAUGGCCGUUUAUAAAUCGUCAUGUUUCUGCAUUUACCAAUGUGGCCUGUAAAGUUAACAAUAUGGAUCAAAUCCACUGCUAAAUUUUAUGAACCCUGUAUGGUCCCCUUUUAUUCCCGUACGGAAAUGUGUGGUUUUUUCGUACGCGGAAAAUAUACGGCUUGCAGUUUGGAAACCCUGAAUCCAAGUGUGACGGAAGAACGGGUUCAAAAUCAUUGGGGAAUUUGAAGGGUUUUUGAAAACCAACUUUUACCCUUCCUUUGAGUAUAAGAUUGGUAUAAGACGUAAUUUCCUGCCGAAUGAGCAAAAGGAUGAAUAUUUUAUGUGUGUUUUCCAUGAAGUAUAAUUGGACUUUUAGUGGCAUCGAAAAUCAAUGAGAAAAAUUCAUGCUACAUAAGUAGUUGUUUUUACACAAUGUAGUUCUUCAUGCGGACAGAAAGAAGUUCAUUCGAAAGCCGGCAUCCUGAUGUAACUGAAAUGUUAUAGAAUUAUGUUACAGUCUGACUAGUCCUACAACCCUACUUAAUUAAUUUUUCGAAUCAAAAACGCAUUUCGGAAUUUCGGUUGACAUUUCAUGAUUUAGGCCACCUACUGUACGUGGAGAGAGCACAUCCCCUGAAACUGAUUGCUACUCAAAGACAGUCAAAUAAAGCGUCUUCUUUAACUUUCUCAAAUUCCCCUCAGCAUUUUCGACCACAAGCGUAAAGUCUUUGUAUGGUAGAAUUUGUGACCUUCCAUUUUUUGGCACGAUUCGACGGUUGCAAUGACUUUUGGCCUCUUCGUGGGGCUGCUAGGCCUAACUUUGACAACUCAGGUGGUGUGUGCGAUGCGUAUGUUGAAGACUGGUGGUUCAUACCCAUCUCACCGGACGUUUUCCAACUGUAUGAGUUUCCCCAAUCAUCGAUCGUUCGUUGCCAAAAAAUCGAGUUCCGUCUCGCAUACUAGGGACAGUAGGCUCUGAGGUUUAUUUCACUUCGUUUAACACUUUUCUCAUAAUGAUAGCUGCUGCUGCCGCGCUCCAAAGGCCUCACUAAAAUGCCUUGGGAUCAACUGAGUCUUGAAAAAACUUUACAAGGCCAAGCGGCAUGGCGGUCUGCCGUUGAACCCAAAGGAGCAGUCUUUGAAGGCGAUGAUUAGACGACGAAUCGGUGAACUCGUUUGGCAAGGGGUCCGAUUAUGGAAAUCGGUGUCUCGCUGUCCGGUUGUUCUUUUAGAUUGCUGCCUUCGACUAAUCUCGUUUGCAUUCCUUGUUACCACUAUCAUCGCCGUGUUUUGCUCCCCAUGGGCCUUUUCCUGCCUCGAUGAAUUCCCUAUUGUGCCUUCGUUUGACAAGAUCGCGCGUGGUAAGUCAUUCGCUUCCAGUGACCACCCGGGGGGGGGGGCGAAGGGGGCUCUAUCCCACGUACGCAUCAACUGUUGCCUCCGGCAUCGCCGUCGUCAAAAACGCCCGCAUGCCCUAGCAUCUUCCCAUCCUGUUCUCACCUGCAUUCACAGGACAGUCCGACCGUCGUUUUAGACGAUGUCCACCGUCUGCCCCACAUCGGAGUGUUAGCAGGAACCGUGAUUUCUUCGUGGGUUCCUUUAUUGUGGUGGUAGACUUUCGUUGCUGCUACCUCCCUCCUCCUCCUCCCCCAUCUGAGCCCGGUGUCAAGACAGAUUCGAGAAAACCGGAGGCGGCAGAGGGCGCAGAUAGCUUGCACGGUGUACCACUGCAUUCCCUGAUCCAAAACGUACACUGAUCGGGAUAGAAUCCACCGCGUGGCCCGUUUUAGUGACACACAGCACACCCAGCAUCCCUAUUUGAGGACAUCGCAGGCAAGACGUUGGCCAAACCUGACCUAAUUAACCUGUCAUCUAGUGCCUUAGGUCUUCUCCCGAUCCGCGUUCAGAUAGAUGCUGGGGAAGAAGAAAAAUGAAGAAAGUGAGAUCUGUCUUUCGCCUUCCCCCGCCAAGUGUGUAGCCCACAUGGUGGCACAUUUGCUCCGGUUUGCACUUGUGAUGAGUUAAUGUGCUCCAGUUUGUCCUGGCGUUACGAUCUGUCAGCGGUACGGUGACAGUCCAGAUUUUAUCAAACUGACAUAUGGUUGGACUGAAAUAGGACGAUCCUCCCCCCCCCCCCGUCCCCAAAAAGUCGAUUCCCAAAUCGCACUGUAUUCCAUGAUUCCGCCAACCCCCAAAACCACUCCUACGGCAUUGUUUAAUGCCCUCUAUAGUGCCCGCGCGAAUAGAACCAACCCGUGUUAAUACCAUCUCAUACUAACGCGCAAAUUUUUAAACUACGUAUUUCCAACUAAGCCCUGAACUGUUAAGGUAUCAAAUUUUGGGCAAGAUAUGGUUUGGUAGCCCCACCUGAUGGACACAAUACUGUUGGGGUUAUGGGUUAGACUUAGGUCUAGAGGGAAGGGUUAUAGACGGGGGUUAGGGCAACUGUUUCUCAACUAUUCAAAGUAAAACCGCGCAUUCCCACUAGCUUUUCUUUUGCACACAACCACUUGACUUCGUCGUUUCUGCGUUCCCCGGCCCCACCGAUGAAAACCCCCUAUUACCACCGGUCUCGUAUUAGAUGUGGCUGGGGUUUGCUUACUUUAGGCGGGGCUACAUAACCACAUCUGAUCGAAUUUUGCCUACGUACACAUCAAUAGAAGCAAUUCCCAGUUUUGUUGCUGCAAAAAGUUAUCGUGCUUUCAUUUGCGGUUUUAUGCCACACACGGCUGCCGGGCAAAUAAGUAUCGUAUCAUUUUUGGGCAGGUAGCUAAACGUCCAAGGAAGUAAAUGUGGUGAACACUACAGGUGCAAACGUCUACUCAACGAAUGUAAGUAGUAAUAAUGUGCAGUGGAUGUGCCACCUCAGGAAAUGUAACCCGAAAUUCUGAAGUGUGUUUUCGAUUCGAACUGAUUACCUGAAUAGGGUUGCGACAAUAAUUGCAGUGUUGCAUAAUGAUAAAAAAAAUCAGUCACGUCGGGACGUCGGUUCUUGAAUGAACUUGUUUUCGUUGUGCAUUUUUCUCGUUGAUUUUCGAUGUCAAUAUAAAUGCAAAUAUAUUUUACGGGAUACAUGUAUAAAGUAAUUUGAUAUUUCAUUGUGUUUCCUGUAGAAUAUACGUUUGUAAGAACAUUAUCUUCCGGCUCUUAGAAGUUUUUAACGGAUUUUUACGAUUGUGAAAUGUCCCUUUGUAAAACAUCUCGAAAUUUAUUAAUGUUGUUUUUGAAGUGUGCGAUAUGGUUCAGAUCCACCACAACAUUUUACGAACCCCAUAUAAUGUCUUCUUAAUAGCUUAUUGUAAUGUAUGAUCUUCCCCGCACGGAAAAUACGUAACUCGCAGUUUGGAAACUCUGAAUGUAAGCGUAACGGCCGGAAUCUAAACUAUUCGAGAUUUGUGAAGGCUUUUGAAAACCAGAUUAUACUCUUCCUUCAGAGAUAACAUUUGGAGAAAAGUAAUUUUCGGCCAAUUCAACACAAGAAAAAACAUUUUUGCUGCUUUUUUCCAGAAUAUAGGCUUACACUUAUUAGUGCAUCGAAAGUCGACAAGAAUAUGCGUAUUUCUCAUGGUAGUAGUAGCAGUAGUCGUAGUAGUAGUAGUAGUAGUAGUAGUAGUAGUAGUAGUAGUAGUAAUAGCAGUAGUAGUAGAAGUAGUAUUAGUAGAAGUUGUUGUUGUAGUAGUCAUAGUAGUAGUAGUAGUAGUAUUAGCGGCAGUAGUAGUAGUAGUGGUACUAAUAGUAGUAGUAGUAGUAGUAAUGUUAGUAGUAGUAGUAGUAGAAGUUGUAGUAGUAGUAGUAGUAGUAUUAGCGGCAGUAGUAGUAGUGGUAGUAGUAGAAGUAGUAGUAGUAAUAGUAGUAGUAAUAUUAGCGACAGCAGUAAUAGUAGCAGUAGUAGUAGUAGAAUUAGUAGUAGUCGUAGUUGUAUUAGUAGCAGUAGUAGCAGUAUUAGCGGCAGUAGUGGUAGCAGUAGUAGUAGUGGUGGUAGUAGUAGUAGUAGUAGUAGUAGUAGAAGUUGUUGUUGUUGUUGUUGUAGUCAUAGUAAUAAUAGUAGUAGUAGUAGUAGUAGUAGUAUUAGCGGCAGUAGUAGUAGUAGUAUUAGCGGCAGUAGUAGUAGUAGUAUUAGCGACAGUAGUAGUGGUAGUAGUAGUAGUAGUAGUAAUGUUAGUUGUAGUAGAAGUAGUAGUAGUAUUAGCGGCAGUAGUAGUAGAAGUAGUAGUAGUAAUAGUAGUAGUAGAAGUUGUAGUAGUUGUAGUAGUGGUAGUAGUAUUAGUGACUGUAGUAGUAGUAGUAGUAGUAGUAGUAGUAGUAGUAGUAGUAGUAGUAGUAGUAGUAGUAGUAGUAGUAGUAGUAGUAGAAGUAGUCGUAGUUGUAUUAGUAGUAGUAGUAGUAGUGGUAGUAGUAGCAGUAGGGUAGUAGUAGUAGUAGUAGUUGUUGUUGUUGUUGUUUACGAGGGCGGCCGGGAGGAAGCUCCUUUAAAGGCCGGCGUCCUGUUGUUACUGAAAUAUCUUGGGGUUUUGAUGUGCAAAAUCAAUUAGUAACCAUGUAGGCAUGGAUUUCGGGGGGAAGAGGAGGAGGCGGUGAGUGAUCAUAUGUCAGCCCUGUCUGACAUAUUCCCUCUUGCAUUAACGGUUGGGUGAGUGGGAGUCUCGGCUUUAUUCAUGCGCCUGGAGGUAGAGGACAUCACUACUCCCGCGCUGCCAACGGACCGAGCUUCAAUCCCGGUGGAUUUCCAGCUCUGUCAAGCGUAAGGCGUGUAACAGGCUGAGAUGGAGAGUAAUCUUGUUCAAGGCUGCAACUUUUAACUCCACCCAGCCCUUUGCUUUCGAAUACAGACUCGUGUGCACUCCUCCCAACCGCUGUGAGGAGGAAAUUCCUAGCAGAAGACGCUUAAGUUUGCUUACUGACCGGCGUGUUAGUUAAGAGGCAGUUGUGUUUCGCCGUCAGCACAUAGUAGGUGUGCUAUCGCAUUAAAUGUUGACCUAAAUUCUGAAAUGUGUUUUCGAGUCGAGAAGAUCACUUAAGCCGUGCAGCAUAAUCACUAAUUAUUUCAGUCACGCUAGACUGCUGGCUUUUAAACGAACCUUCUUCCGGCCGCCCGCGAAAGCUACACUCUGCAAAAAAUGACUACCUAAGUGGCAUGAAUGUUUUUAAUAUUUUUUAAGUCCUUCUAAAUUUAGACAUAUUUUAUAGAAAAUAGCAAAUUACGUUUUCUUCAAAUGGCAUGCUUGAACAAAGGGAACCCUUCGGUUUUAGGAAUCUGUUUUUCAAUUGCCGCGGAAAUUUUUGUCUUAUUUGCCGUUGUUGAAUAUUUUUAAUGCAAGGAAGAUCAUGCAUUUCUAUGAUAUUUCAGUUACCUUAGGAUGGCGCUUUUCGAAUGAACUUCCUUUCGGCUGCAUGCAAAAACUACACUCUGUAAAAAAUGACUACUUAAGCAGUAUGACAUUUUCUCAUUGAUUUUCGAUGUCCCUAAAAAGCCUAAUUAUAUUUCAUGGAAAACAUGCAUAAAAAUAUUCAUUCUUUUGCUCAUUCGGUAGAUAAUUACGUCUUCUUCCAAUCUUAUACUCAAAGUAAUGGUAUAAUUCGGUCUUUAAAAACCUCUCCAAUCGAAUAAUUUUGAACCAGACUUGCCUUUGCACUUGCAUUCAGGGUUUCCAAACUACAAGAGGUUUAUUUUCCGCGUGCGGAAACUCAUACAUUGAAUUAUUAUAGAAUGGGGCUGCACGAUUGUUAGUUUUACAGUCCUACUUUAUUACUCUUUUGGACACGAAAAUGCAUUUCGGAAUUUCGGUCAACAUUUCAUGAGUUAGCUGACCUACUGUAAGCAGGGACAUAAUAUAAAUCCCCUGGACAUAUUUAAACAAAGAAUAUUCUUCGGUUUUAAGAAUCUUUUUCAGUUCCAUUUGCCCCAUUUUCCGUUGCACUUGUAUUCAAGAUUUCUGAACUACACGCUGAAUAUUUCUCAUGCAAGGAAGAUUAUGCAUUUCUAUGUGCUAUUAUGAAGAGGAUAUACAGAGCUCGUAAAAUUGUGCUCUGAGUGUUGUAUAUUUUAUGAGUGACACAGAGAGAUACCCAUUCUUGAAGUGAAAACUCGAAGAAGGCUUGACCUGCUACCAAAGAGUAUUUUUGCCCAUGUUCUCCAUAAAGUAUAUUGAAGUUCAUAUGGGCAUCGAAAAUCAGCGUGGAAACCAGUACUACUUAAGCAGUCUCUUUCUUGCUACGCGAUGUUCAUGCAGUCGGCCGCAAAGAGGCUCGUUUCAAAAUCUGCAUCCUGACGUGAUUGAGAUAUCUUAGGACUGUUUCUGUGUUUAAGUAACCUUCUAAGAUCGAAAAUGUAUCGCAGAAUGUCGAUUAACACUUGAUGAGACGGGCCAUCCCUUUCUGAUUAUUCCGCUCCGUCGUAGUCAAGUUUUCACCAGCGCGGAAUCGCAGUCCCCUCCCGCAGCACCAAAAAACUACAUGAAUGCGGAAGAACAAGGAAGUAGAGUAUGACAUCUGACUGUAUGUUUAAAGUAUGCCUCUUGAUCGUCUUUCUACUCGCAUCAGCUCUCCCCCUUCCUCCCUGACUUUGUCUUCCUUUCUGGCCACCUGUAUUGUUUCUCAUAUGCCGUUCCCUCCUCCCCCCCCCCCUCUGAUUCCAUCACAGGUACAUACGCUGGACGGAGGAGAACUACCCGGCUCUUGGCGCCUCCGCAGAUCUGGGCGACCUGCUGUUCCGUUGUGUUCGCGAUACCAGCCAUCUGGAGGGUAUUUUCACCGAUCCCGCCUACGUAGAUGUCUGGCUAAAGCUGGUAAGCCUUGCUGGGUCAUUCGACGGGUUUGUGCAAGGCUUCCAACUGAUAGGAUAACUUAACUCAUAUCCAGAGCUGCGUCUGUGUGUAUUCAGUGGACUGAGAGUCUGCCUCAGUGGUUCCCUAAUGUGGACUUUUGUGGCGCUUUCGCAAAUGCGAACUCCAACCCGCUCCUCGCAUGAGAACCCAGCUCGCUGUGCGCGUGUGGCGUGUGAAGCCGCCUGUCGAGUGCGCGGCGGAUGUCGCGAAUCAGGUAGUUGCGGGAGGUGCUAGUGCGAUAGAUGCUGCGCAAGUCGUUUUCAAUUGUGAUCAAUUCACGCGCGUGUCGCCGUGUGGUACGCGUAGAAGGGCUAUCGAACUUCAUGAACCACUGCACCUGCAGCUACCUGUCGUCUUGAUACUGUCCUGCCCUUGGAGUCUGGCGAAUGAAGGAGGAAGAGAGAGACUGGUCGGUAGCUGUCGCGAAUCAUGCGAGUGUGGGAUGAGCUAGUGCAGUAGAUGCUGCGAAAGUCGUCCUCAAUGCAGACUAAUUCACGCGCACGCCGCCGUGUAGUACGCGUAAACAGGCUGUCGAACUUCAUGAACCACUGCGCCCGCAGCCACCUGUCGUCUUGAUGCUGUCCUGCCAUUGGAGUCUGGUGAACGAAGGAGGAAGAGAGGGUGUUCGGUAGAUUUUACGAAUUAUGCGGGUGCGGGAGGAGGUAGUGCGGUAGAUGCUGCGCAAGUCCUCCUCAAUGCGCAUGCCGCCGGUGUUGCGUCCACUCCGUGGGGCACACGGUAGAAAUCUUCGUUUGCGACAGCCAAAGUAUCAUUAUUCCGUGAUUCCAGAGGCAGUGCGUCCAGUGGUCUGACCUGCAUUAGCCGAGGUGUGUUGUGUCCAAUUUGAGCAUGGAUGGUUGUGAUCGUUUGAAUGAACGCGUGUGCGCAUGUUGCAGCCGAUCAGACUAUAAGGUCAGCGCGACCGGAACUGCUAGCAAGGAAAGUCAAUGACCUUGACGCAGCGGGACAUUGAACAAAAACACGGAUCGUCGUAGAUACUGCAGCAGGCCACAACAUCUUGUAAACUACGGUCAGUAGCCAAUCUCUUGAUAUGUCAGCCGAGAUUCUGAAAUACAUUUUAGAUUAGGAACGAACGUUUAUGUAGGGCUGUAAUGCUGGUUAUUCUGCAGCAUAAUCCCGUAAGAUUUCGGACACGCCAGGUUGUUGGCUUUUGAAUACACUUCUUUUCGGCCGGCUUGAUUUUCGAUAAUCUUUAAAGUCCAAAUCUAUUUUGCAGAAACCCUCCAUAAAAAUAUUGUUUCUUUAACUCAUUUGUCAUCAAACCAUGUCCUCUUUGAAAUUUAUACCCGAAAAUUUAUCUUCGGGUUUUAAGACAGUUUUCUUCAAUUCCCGAAUAAUUUUGAACUCGAUCUGCCGUUUUAUUUUUGUCUACGGUUUUCGGUUAACAAGCUGUAUGCUUACCAUGUAAGGAGCAACAUAUACUUAUCAAUGUCAUUAAGAAAUGCUAUUUGGGUCCCAUAAAAUGUUGCAACGGAUUGUGAUUAUGUUGUAUACUUCAAUAGGAGGAUUAUGAAACAGACAAAUGCGAUGUGGUUCGACUGGGGAUUGCAUGAUUCUAAAAAAAAUUUAUAAUUAAAAACUUUGACACCGAAAGAAACCCUUUUCUCGAACAAAAGUUUCGAAAACGAAGUUAUUUUUCAUCAAAUA